Molecule: messenger RNA, 62153 nt
Organism: Pocillopora meandrina
Lineage: Eukaryota; Metazoa; Cnidaria; Anthozoa; Scleractinia; Pocilloporidae
Source: the annotation of a GenBank genome assembly
AUGGACUGUUACUGGCUCGUGCAAGUGUCACAGGGAAAUCGCAUUGAAUUAAACUUUCGAGAUUUUGCGGUAAGAACGGUUAUCGCUUCAAACUAUGUAUUUGAUGUACCUUUCUGAAAGUUGUAUUGUAAGCUAUAACGUUCUUUUCUCUUCUCUUGUAGAUGGACGCCGUUCCGGUAAGAUCUUUUUUCCCUACCUUGAACUCUGAUUACAUCUGAUAUCUGAAACGCAUUUCCAUUACCAAGUGACUUAAUCUUUUAACUCAUGUAAUGGCCCAUGAAUGAUGAAAUUGUAAUCAUCACGUCGAAAUACUGCCGAAGCAAUUCUUUUCCUACAAUAAUGCAGGUGUUUCACAAAGUAGAUAUUAAAAUCGAGGAAAAAAAAAGAGAAAAAAAGUUUCCAAUUUCUUAUUACUAAACAGAUUGAAGAAGCUGGAAAUUGUCCAAAUGACUAUGUUGCGGUAAUAGAAGGUUCCUUUGGAAGCACUGACGUUAUAAGGCGCCUUUGUGGCAGUAAUCAACUGCCAUCUAAUCAGUCAACUAUUGUUUCUUCGAGUAACUCACUCCUUGUGCAUAUGCACACAGACAGCGUGAACGGGAACCGAGGGUUUGUAGCAGGACAUGAAGGUAGGAAUACUUUCUAGUUAUGUCACGCUUUCGAGUGGUAUUCCAUGGAAUAUUCUCUAAAACAAUUGUACUUUCUCAAUAUGCUUUCUUAAUAUGUAAUAUGUAUACUGAGAACAAACCGUGCCAUUAUUCCAUAGUAUACAAGAACAAGCAUCGCAAAACUACUUCAAACCAUGCAUCAGAAACACAGUGGGGGAACAAAAUCAAUUCAAGCUGCCUUCAGACCCAUUUCAAAUGACUUUGAACGCCUUGAAAGCGAUUUUAACAUUCUUUCGAUGACUUUCAAAAGUUUAAUUAAUUAAAUUUAUGUCACAGAAUACAAGACAUACAUUAUAAUUAAAGACAUAAUGGUCAAACGCUUUGAUAAAUCUGGAAUAAAACUGCAGCAUACAAUGUGAAGGUAAAGUGUAACACAAUGGAGUAAGCUUUCCUGUACUCUGAUUGGCUUCAUUUUCUACGCCAUGGAAUAAAAGGCAAAUGUUAGGUCUCUGCGUUUUGAUCAUUAAUUGCAUCAAUAAAAUCCUUGUUAAAUUAAGAUUCGUUUUAGAUAAACAUACGCUUAAUCGUUUGGGUCAAGAUCUGAAAUUACUUGUAAUAUUAGAUCGAGAAUCGAUACGGUUGGACUACAUUACUGCCAGUCAGGCGACGAAGAUGAGCAUUGCUGUUUAUGUAAAAUAACUAUUAGUUAAUCCUCCAUGUUUCAGGAAUUUCGAUUCCGCUGUCUUUGUUGAUGAUAUUGCCAUGAAUUCUUAUUUUGAUUACCUCUUGAACUUUACACUUGGAUCAAUGAGAGCGCACCAAAAUGUAUCAAACUAUAAAACCAUCAUGCUAUGGCGACGCGUAAUCAUUCAAUCUCAAGUAAAGACAUCUUUAGCCUCAAUAAAGUUUUCAUGUUUCGUCCAAGUUUGUUGAUAAGGAUAGAGUCAAGAAGGUGCAAGGCAAUCCGGCCACUCUUUAAAAAAUAUAUUUUAAAUCGAACACUGGACUUCUUUUAAGCAUAUAUCUAUAUUUCUCCAGGUAUUUGCAAAGUGACUUUUUCGACGGUCAAUGGAACCAUUAUGUCCCCAAAUCAUCCGCAAAACUAUCCAAAUGGUGUUAAAUGCGAGUGGAUUAUAGACCUUGGUUCUGGAUAUGACAUCACGCUUACAUUUCACAAAUUUGUGUUGGAAACAAAAGAAAAUUGCGAAUAUGAUUGGGUAAAAGUGCAGGAAGGAAACACCGCAGACGCACCAGAAAAAGGCACUUUCUGCUCAAAUAAGCUGCCUCCAGAUAUAUUUACAGAAGGACCGAUGAGGAUCGUCUUUGAAACGGACCGAGACAAAGAGUAUGAAGGAUUUCAUAUGACAUGGUCAGCAGAGGGUAAGAUAAUCACUGUGAGAAAUGUCUUUUAUUCAAGGUAUUUAAAAGCACACCUUGAUUACUGGAAUGGUAAUGCUCUGACAAUAAGUCGUGCAUACAAAGAAUAAUUUUUUUAAAACUCUAAACCCGUCAUCCUCAUUAUUGUUAAUAGACGAAAACGAAUGCCUUGACUCCGGUACCUGCCAUGCCAAUGCCACUUGUGUUAACACCCCAGGCUCCUAUCAGUGUACCUGUAUGCUUAGUUACACUGGGGACGGUAAAUCCUGUACGUGGUACAAAGGUAAAAAAUCGCAAUUAAAUUGAUCAAUCCUUAGAAAUAUUCAGCUUUAUACAAAGGGUAAAUUGAAAGAUGUAGAAAACACGUAGCUUGUUCCUUGAAGGGACUGAAAUACCGUGGUAUAUAAAGCGCGUGUUACAGAGAAAGACGUAGGGGAAAGGAUGAACAGUUACAUGUAAGAGCGGACAGAUUCAUCUGAAACAAUCAUAAAAAGUUCAAAUUUCUACUGUUUUAAUGAGCCCAUACACGCAUAUAAAACACUUAAGAUCCUCUAAUUAAUUGACUCAGAAAUUUCAUUAAAAAAAUGUCAUUUUAUCUUGGUUAUAAUAAACAGCUGACAAAGAAUUAUUGACCGAGGUGAAGGUCAAUAAUAAUGGUGGUGGCUUCCUCGGAGGCUGAUGCAAAAGUACAUUUGGAGUUUGAAUAGCCAUCAGAGUGCGCCUUCAAUGCUAUCCACUGUUUACAUUUUGCACAUACAUUUAUCUGAUUGUGCUUUGCCUGAUAUUUUACAGAUUUUAAUGAGUGUGACUUAAACCUUGAUAACUGCCAUGAGGACGCACUCUGUAUAAACACGCUCACCCACUUCGAGUGCAGGUGUAAACCUGGCUUUUUAGGAGAUGGCCUUCACUGCGUUGGUAAGUGCAGUUCUCUUAUACCUGAUUGAAAAUACAUCAUCUUACCAAAGCAAACUGAACUUAGUAAUACAAGGCGACAGUUAUUCAUCUUUGAGAACUAUUUGCCAGGUCCGUUUCUUUUCUCCCCUUCGAGUACACCAUUUCGGAUGUAUCACUAGUGGUUUACGCCUAUAAUGAGACAUUAUUCUUCUUACUUAAUGACCUCAGCUUUAAUUCUACUAUCACACCACAGUCAGAGUAGCACAACAUUUCUACAUUGUGUUAUUUCCAAUGAUGUUGGUUGGGCUCUUGAGCUUCGUUUAAAUCGAUAUACUUUAGGUCUUACAUAAAAAGAUUUAGCGUUUUCCGAAUAUAAGGGUGGAUUACAAAUUUCAUUUGAAAUUACCACUGUAGAGUCAGAGCUUUCGCAGUUUAUCCAAACAACUGUCUGUGUUUUGCUCCGCCCACAGGCUUUGAUCACCAAAUUUCUAACGGUGCUGUAUGUUUUUCAGAUAUCAAUGAGUGCGAAAAUGCUGAAUUGGCCUACAAGCAUAACUGUCAUAUGAAUGCCAGCUGUACUAAUACACAUGGAUCGUUUCUUUGUACGUGCAUAUCAGUGUACACAGGAGAUGGCGUCACGUGCACAGGUACCAUGUCGUAAAUAAUAGAAGUGCCUUGAAUGAGAGAUAAAAUUUUAAUAACUAAUUCUAAACACUUUCAGAUAUAGACGAAUGUCGAGUGGACACUCAUAAUUGCCAUGCAGAUGGUGUGUGCAUAAAUACAGACGGCUCAUUUCGGUGUGAAUGUCAAAUGGGAUAUUCCGGCAAUGGAGUCCUUUGCUCAGGUAGAAACAGGGUGUGCAUGUAUACAACAGAAAAUCAAGGGACAUUGAUAGAAACUCUUAGUCCAGGUCACGGAACACGUCAAUUUCAUUUACGUUAUUUAUAGAAAUUCCUAAAGAAAGAAAGUAUUUUUUUCCAAGAAGUCGGCUUAAAGAGUGACAUCGAUCCGUUUCUGUGAAUAAACGACCGCUAUCAGCUUCCUUUGCAUGAAUUGGGGUUCCCAAUUAAAAAUAGGAAAAUAAACUCGAAAAUUGGAAAAUAAACUCGCAAAUUGGAAAAUAAACUGGGCAGAUUGCCUUAAUCGCCGGUGAGUUACUCUUCCUUAUUGGAGAACAGCGAGGAGACUUUUUUUCUGAUUCAAAUAACUUCGGAAAAGAUAAGCUACGUAGAUAAACUGCGUUAGGAAUCCACAGUGUGGACGUCCGGGGAAGCAGACUUAUGCUGCUUGCAACGCUGAGAAUACCCUGGAAAGCGUCAUUUUUGACAUUUCUCUGAUUGUGCCCCUCUGUCCCCGUAUUUUCUCGUGUUGUAUAAUCGCGUUUCUUCAGGCAUACCUCAAUGACCUUAUACGAGCAUUACCAUACAUGCAGUUGAGUAUUACUUAUGAUCAUGACCUCAAUCUGAGGAGAUCCUUGUUCGUGUCUUUAGAGCAGGUUAUUUUUUAAAUUUUUUUUUGUUUUGUCAUCAAUGGUCUCGGCCUAAAAGUAAAGGCUGCCCAAACAAGAUUACUUAUAGAGUGCAUUUUUUAAUGCAUCUAAUUAUCUUUUCAUAUUUUAUAUAAAGACGUCGACGAAUGCACCGAAAAUACAGACAACUGUCACAAUAAGGCCACUUGUGCCAAUACCAGAGGAUCUUAUGUCUGCACUUGUAAACAAGGAUAUAGUGGAGAUGGCGUCAACUGUGCAGGUUUGUUGAGGAGUAAUAACUACGAAUGAUGGUUACAUGCCGCAAAACUGCAUGUUUCUCUAACUUUAUCGUUGGUAUUUGCUUUGUUAAAGCGUCCAAGUUGAGAGACAGAAGAGUAUAAUGGUUCGUCCUUCGCUAGUUUCGUUCUCAAAUACUGUGGGUUUCAUGACACUCCUGCUCUUACCUAAGAUGCCGGUUUUUGACAAACUUGAUUUUUUUUUGGGCAUUUUUCGCUCACUAUAACGUAAUAGUCAUUAUCGACGAAGUACUUUUCAAGAAGGUAGUGUUGUUUGAUUUCAGACAUAGACGAAUGUUCCCUUAGUCUUCACGACUGUCAUGCAGAUGGACACUGUAACAAUACUGAGGGAUCAUACUAUUGCACUUGUGACAAUGGAUACACGGGGAACGGAGUUUCAUGUACUGGUAAGAGUUAUCAAAAGAUAUCAUACGAAUACUUAGUAUACUGCAUGGAUUUAAUAACCUAAUUCAAAUAGUAUGUUUGUUGUAAUAUGACAUUGCCCCAAACAAAUCGGGCUUUACAAAGCAAACCGUGAGCCUUGCAAAGUACUGGAUUUGAUCGAAAAGUGUGUAAUGUCAUAUUCAGCGAACACAAUAUGGAUCAGGAGUUACUCGCAUAAUAACCCAAAUCGUCCCACCAUUCGCGAUACAGACGCAUUGUAACACUACCUCUCAACAGGACCUAGCUUCAAUGCACCAAUUAAGGUAAGAGGAUUUAUCAUUGUGUCAAUUUGCAUUAUUUUUUCAUUCAGAACAUAAUCUGUGGCUAACUGUUGAAAACAAACCUUUUGCAAGUUUUUCAGUGUAUUUAAACAUGUCUAAGCAGCUUUAGCGUCUCGACUACGACAAUCAAUGAUGAACAAAGUCAACGGUACUGAAAGCGAUCAGAACAAGUUUACUAUACUGUUCAGGUAACUGCUAUUAAAUGCUCGUAUUAUUCCUGUUAGUUGAUACUCACUUGGGAGUAUGAUUUAUAUUCACUUUGGGAGGACUAAAAAAUUGGGUCUCAGCACUGGCUGUCGUAAAAUGGUGCCUCUUGGCCUAGGAGUGAAAAUGAGCUGUCCAAAUAUCAUGCUCGGGAAGGCUGAGUUGCCAUAAUCCUAGUCACUUAUCGCUGCAGAAGACAUAAUAAAGUCCUUAGGCUAUGUGAGCCAGCCUUUUCUGCAUACAGUUGUAAUUUAUCAUAGACAUAAUGAUGAGACAAGUCAGCAGGGUUUAAAAAUGGGAACACGUAAAGACCAAAUUUCUGCAUUUUGUAAAUGAUAUCAUUUUCAGUACCUAGUAAACCAGAUCAUCAUAAGUUUCCAGAAAACAUGGGCAGCUCAUUUACUCUUACGUUUGUGUCAUCAGUAAAACUGAAGGUUGGUUUAAUUUUUUUUAGGAGAUAUAUCACAGAGCAAGAAAUUAUCGGUAGCGGAAUGGGCAGAGAGACUUAACCGUGUAUGUCUUUGCCCGACCAUCUUAUGUGGAGUCCGUGUAUAAAAGUGGGUAUCACAUAUGAUAUUAGUGCACUAUUACUGACUGGCUGAAAUCAAGGCAUUCCUAUUGCAAAAUAGAAUUUCAGCUAAAAUAAUAAUCUCACAUAUGUAGAUUGAGUCCAUCGCUCCUUUCUUUGUAAUCGUAAAUCAAACUGAAACUGAUGCAACUAACAUAAUGUGCUUUUAACUGUUAAUUGUACUUUUAUUCCUAAAAAUCAGUUAAUCGUUGCUAAUGUACUAACCUGGCGGUUACUUUCUAACAUGCAGGGUGAAGGUCGCUUCGCUUCCUGAAAGGUUUUAACAAUACCUAACGCUUGCUUUAACAUGCAUCGAUAUCGAUGCUUGUUAAUUUCAUCUUGCUGUUUAUGAGUGCGUUACCAUUCUCUACACUGACCUUUUAAAAAUAUAGGUGCAUGUAAAAAAACACUUCAUAAAAUUUGUUCUGAGGCACAACAGAACAGAACCCCCGGUUAGUUCAUUAAAUCUAUCUAAACUUUGUGGCAAUGACAAACGCAGAACAUUUUUAGGGAAAGUAUAUAUAUAUAUAUAUAUAUAUAUAUAUAUAUAUAUAUAUAUAACCCAACUAAUUUUCGUCUCCACCAUUAAAAAUUAUGGAUAGUAGUAUGCGUCGUAACGCUUUCUGAAGUAUAAGUCUGGUUAAAGCGAUUUAAAGGCCUUGGAUUUUUCUUAAUGUUUUAUGUGUAAAGAAUUAUAUAUGGCUCAAGUUAAUUAUAUAUUUUCAGGCCUGAGAUUUGUUUUCUCUGGUACAUGUAAUUAGCUGUCUUUAUCCUCGACUUUUUUUACGUAGCUCAGAUUAGAUUUGAGAAAGAUUUAAAACUGAAUACAUUAUUAGACAAUAAGCCUUCGCGUUAAAGGUCGAUGAUAGUCGAUCUUGAUCUUUUGUUAUCUCCUUUCACUUAGAUAAUCAAUUGGCGUAAGUCUAGCAGCACUACGUAACGGAACAAUCAGCACUAUACUCAUGUCACAUGACGUGGAGGUACUUGUUUAGGUUCUCGAUAACUCUUUUUUUCAUUGUUUCAAUGGUUCUGAUUGUGGCUUCAUGAUGACUUACUGAAAAAUUCUUGCUGUAACGAAUUCUUAUUCACGAGGGAAGGUUGCAAAACUGAUUGUGCUAAAACAAUUGCACGGAAAGGGACAUUUCCCCCUUUGCACAUGCACUGGCGAGAUUCUACAUUCGCGCUGGUUAUCCUUAUCGUUACUAACACAUGUCAUACUGCCCUUAAUUAAUCAUUUAAAUGUCUAAUUUGCGUUCGUGCACUGUUCUUUGUGGUAACCCCUGAUCCAUUGCUGUCUUAAUAUUAAUGCUCCCAACGUGUUUCGUUAAAAUGUCUGUUCUAUGGCUAACUGUAACAAUUAUGAUGCUUAAUGCUGCGAUACCAGCCGUAAAUUUAAGAAAAAUGUAUCUGUAUACUACUUGUAGUGUGAGUGAUGGUCAUGAUUUGCCUUAGAUCAACUUUCACAAAAAGGUAAAUUUGAUGACGUACCCAAUAGUAAAUGCAAAGGAAUUUAAUCAAGCGGUAGAACACAUUUUCCCACGCGAGAAAGGCUAGUAAAACACAAGCUGUAAGGUGAGUGAUUUAAAAAAUUUUUGUUUUAAAACCGGGAAAAUGUGGACUACUGCUUUUAUGACACAACUGUGCUUGUGAUUUAACUAGAGGACAAUGAAUUUAGCGUCUGUUCGGAAUUAAGUCACUGAUUCUCAUUAAACUUGUCAAAAAGUGCGACAAACCAAUCAAAGCGCGCGCAAGGAAUUAAACAACCGAUUAGAAUGACAAUAAGUGGAUUAAAGACUGAAAUAAUAUUAAGAAUCCCAGCGGAAACUGCUAUAAGGAAAAUACAAAACAAAAACCUUAAUUUGCUGCUUAAGAAAAUUAAUUUUGGACAAGGAAAACGCUAUCUUUGUGGUUAGAGUAUAAGUCUUCCUCAACAAUAUUCAACUGACGCGUACGGAAAGUUUGCACGUGCAGCACAGUUUUUGAGUGCUUUUUUUUUCGGAAAAAGGGUUGGUGACAAACUAUAGCCGUUACUGUUUUUUUCCCCCAUUUUAGAAAACAAUUCUAAACUCUUGAGGACUUGAAUUCGCUGUAUUUUAACGAAUUAAAAGCCGCGAAAUCGAGCCACAACAACACGAGCUGUGUUCAGAAGUUUGACUGCCGUUAAACCACUUUUAUCGCAUCUACUUAGAUUAGAAAUUCCUGAGGCCUUUGUUGGUUGCUCUAAGAUCAAUCCAAAAAUACAACCAUCAGUACUUGUAAUUUGCUACAAUCGUGACUCAUGACUUAACAUUGAUAAUUAUGUUUGAGAACGGUCUUAGAUAAGUUAAACUUUUACUGCAUUCUAUCUACGAAUGAUGAAAUUCACUUUACAAUCUAAAAUUUAAGAUGCAAGAACCAUUUUGGUUAUUCUCUCGUUUCUCCUUAAGGCGGGGUUGUCGCUAAGAGAUUAGGCUGUCGGCAGAAAUUUUAAGUUAUGCGGUUUAUAGAUGGCUCUUCAUAGAAGGUGCUUUGUGUGAAACGGAAGACCCGGCCUAGUAAUGACAUUUUGUUCACAGUCAUUGCCAAAGCUGUGAUUGUGUACCAACCAAGUUUCCUGUUUACAAAAUGGUGAUCACAAUUGACAAGUGCUUAAAACAGCGUUUUAUUUCAGCUAUAUUUAGUAUUCGUGAUAGUUGCACUAAUACUAAGGUUGGUCAGGCACAUAUUCAGAUUUUUUCGUUUGGACUAUCGCCGGCAGGUGGUGUUAGCGACAACCCUGGUUCGCAUCCUUCUGUUUGUUAUCCUUAAAUGAAACUGGAGAACUUUUUAAACUUUACUGUUGAAAUUUGACGCUGUUUAUUUUUAGAUAUGGAUGAGUGUGAAUCUGUAGGUGACGUUCCUUUUGGAAACAACUGUCAUGAUUACGCCAACUGUACCAACACUAAGGGAUCAUUUCAAUGCACGUGUCAUACGGGAUACUCUGGUGAUGGAAUUAUUUGUGUUGGUAAGCUCUUUGUCAGGGAAUAACGCCAAAAAACGAACCAGCAAGCUUUAGUAUAAUUACCCGGGUCAUAACAGAGAUUCUCUUGCUCAGAUAGGUUGCACAUUGCUUCAUAUCUCGCCAUAAUCACUUCGCGUGAGGAGACCAUAGCGGGGGCGCUGAAUUUCAAAAUGGCUGGCUCGCGUUUAGUCAAUGUUACCAAGGAAAUGAUAAAUGCGAUAGAAUAAUACGAGAUUCUUCAGAGUGCAAAAAAUGCCACUAAGGUGGGCGCAACACUUUUCAAAGUUAGAACUAGAGGUUUUCGCGGAUUUAACGAAAUAAAUCUGUCAAAUUCUAAUGAAAAAACUGGUUGCUUAUCUCGAUACAGGUUCUCAAAACAAUUGUAGAAAAAAAAUGCUUAGUGCUUUCUUUAUUUACAGUAUGGUUUCAACAACUAAACGAAUUCACUUCAAAAUUCGAAGCGCGAAGGUAAACGCAAGUUAACGAAAACUUUACCUCUCCGUAAGGCGAAAAGACGGCUAGCUAGCUAGUUGUCACUGUCAGUUACUCUCGACCGUCAACUCAAGUCAUCACCACACCACAAUAAAAUUUCCAUUUGCGAUAACCACUUGCUUAGCGAAGCCAAUUAAACACCCAUUUCUUACCUCCGAGGGCAAAAUAGCUGGCACAGUUCAUGAAACUCCAAUAACUAGUGAAACUAUCAAGAUGACAAAGUUGAGUUAACUGAUGUCAACAAUCACUACUAUCUGGUUCUUCCUCUCCAACUUCUUCUGUAAAAGAGGAUGGGAAAGUAAACAUUGACUAAAGAACUCGAUGAUUUGCCUCAUCGAAACAGCUGAUGAAAAAUGUUCUCUGUAUUAAACAAGAUCGAGAUGGGAGCGCUAUUGACAAGCAAAAACCAUGCUCACACAGCUGGCCUCUUUAAGGAGAAGUCCAGAUUACGUCCUGAAGCUGUAUUUUAGCCAUCGAAAUUCAAACUUUAGCUCCGCGAAGUUCUCUCUCACAACAAAAAUUUGAUAUGAAUAAAGACAACUUGGGGACAAUAUGUUGGAAACUACGCAGCAAAAGAUGACAAAGAAAGCAGCGAUCUUCAGUUCCUUAUCUGAAAAACCGUUCGACAAUAAUUACAGUCUUGUCCGUCCAAAAAUAAUAUAGAAACAUAUAAAAUCAAGGCUAUCAUAAGCACAAAAACGAUACAAGUAUAAAAGCUACUGUAAGCGACACUCAGGCAUUUAAACAAAUGUCAUCAAAAGCAAAGAGGGUCCCGAAACAUCUCUUUCGGUUCACAACAUUCAUGACUACAUUUUUACUGCAGUGCACUCCUCAAGAGAUCAAUGAUUGCGAUUGGGAAGAAAAGAAUAUAACCUUUUGUUAUCCUCCUGUUUGAAUUCUGCAGCAUCUAUUCCUUUUUCCUGAACAAAUUAGAGUAGACGUAAAAGAGAGUGGUCGUAACAGCCUAAACUGUGAAAUCAGCGUAACCCUUUGUUUAGCCAAUAAGUCACCUCUCCUUACCCCUCAUCCUAAUUUUCUACUUCUACUCUUUUGGGCUACAUACCCAAGGAUACCCAAACAAAAGUUGUAACACCUAACAAUUCUCUCUUGAAACCUGCUGAGCACGAUUUAAACCAUGUGGUGGAAAGUUUCCGUAGGCAUUGAACAAACAAUAGCGUCAUCGUCCUAAGACAAAUCGGGAAAUUUUGGUAUCGCAAAUUUACAAAUUGCUCGUUUACGUUCACUGUCGACGCAAACAAUGGCGUUUAAAGUUUUUGACUGAACCAGCCGCAACUUACUUCUUUUUAGACAUUUUAGCCCCACAUUUUCCCUCGUUCAUUCAGUUUUUUGCUUCAAUCAUGUGCAGCUAUAGAUUGACCAUUUGGUCAACGCAACAAAGUCCAUGUCUCUGUUCUUCGAUGUGUGACGAGUCUUUGCUGUAAUACUCACCUGUUAAAAAUAUACUAAACAAAAUAUUCGAUUCAGGAUCAGAGAAUAAAGUUGAUAAUCCCCAAAACGAAUUCGAGGCGAAUAUUCAAGAAUAUUUCACUGAGCCUGAAGGGAAUAAUCGUUAAAUUCUCAUAGUUUUGGAUGCAGUUUUAAUAACGAACCCGAGGUUGAGGUAAUAAUUAAAAAUCUUUAAAUCGUACAUUUUGUGAUUAUUUUAUGCGAUAAAAGUUUGAGUGGCUUAAAAUUAAAAAGACCGCCAGACUCUUUUUGGCUACAGUCAGUUAGGUCGCCCAGUAUGAUAUAAACCGUUUUGCCUUGUAUGUGUGUUUAUACAUGACAAAGCUAGCUAGGAAAACACCUUGACUUCUUAUUUUCUUCAUCAAGAUAUCAACGAGUGCGACCGACUCGGGUUGUCAACUGAACAUCAGCAACCGGGCCAUGUUUGUCAUGAUGAUGCUAACUGUUCAAACACUAAGGGAUCUUACUUUUGCACCUGUCUGGACGGAUAUUCUGGAAAUGGAUUGCACUGCGAUGGUGAGACACCUUUAAAUUAAGUGGACUCAAAUAAAGCAGGCUUUAUUUCUGGACAGAUUUGCUCAAUGUAAAAAAAAUUAUGAAAAAGGUAGCCUGGACUAUUUUCUUCUGGUUGAACGUCGUCGCUUUUGCUAUCAUGAAUUUCUAGGUAUUUUUUCAUGCUCUUUUUAUGGACGUUUGUUCGGUUCUUGUCUCAUAAGGGGUACGUGAAAUACCAACCCAGAAGAUGACUUUUACAUUACCGCACUGUAAUCUAAUAUUAUUCAUUUGUUAGAUCUCGAUGAGUGUUCAACUGAUAGACAUAACUGUCGUGUCACCGCCAACUGUACCAACACAAAAGGAUCAUUUCACUGCACGUGUCAUUCGGGAUACUCUGGUGAUGGAGUCGCAUGUGUCGGUAAGACAUAGGGAUAGAAAUAGUCAUUGAAAGAAAGAGAAAAUUUAAGUUAUUUUCUAGUUGAAUAGUUUAACAUUUUUUAUGUAUUUUCAUGUAGAAAGUAAUGGAUUGUAAGCUAAAACGAUGGAACAAAUGUUUAUUUAAACGAUGAUUGGAAGGUACUGUAUAUUAUCAUAUUAAAGGAAAAGAGACAGGAAAACAAAUAAAAGGAAAAUAGGCUACUUAUGCCUAAAUAGAUAGAUCUCGUAUAUUAUGCGGACAUCUUAAUUUGGAGUUCUCAGUUACAAAAUUGACAGAACCUUACCAGCUUUUGUGCAUUUCUAGCAAAUGUAACCGAAUUAUCGGAGUAAUAAGUUUAAUUCUGUUCCUUAGGACAGCAAACGGAAAUCUGCUUUUGUUUGAUAACUACCCACUAAUCAAUGGCAGGCUUGUGUUAGAAAUCGAAACCUCUCGAUUAAUUUCUACUAUUUGCUUUCUUGCUUUAUUGCCCCACUCACUACGAUGUACUUAAACAUCCAUUUGUGUUCCUAGAUGAAAAAAACAAAACAAAACAAAAAAGAAUUCCAUUCUAUCAAGAGCACGUUUAUUUUCCUCCCAUAAUGUUUAAAUUACGUUUUUCCAAAGACAUUAACGAGUGCAACCGACCCGGGUUGUCAGCUGAGAACCAAGACUUUGGCCACAUUUGUCACGAUGAUGCUAACUGUACAAACACUGAGGGAUCUUACCUCUGCGCAUGUCUAAACGGAUUUUCUGGAAAUGGAUUAUACUGUGAUGGUGAGGAAAGUCAUAGAUGAAUUAGCACGCGCUUUUAUUUAUGGAUUGAAAUAUGGGUUGGGAUUGCCUUUGGGUUCACGGUCCCUGAUAAUGGAAUUGUGUCAUGAUGUUUGAUAUGGAUGUCUCGGUGCGAUCUCUCGAUAGGAAAAAAUUGCUCUGUUUACCUACAGAAUGAUCUGUUGUUAGGCGCUAAUAUUUUUAAGGACAUUAUCUAAAAAAUAAGCUGCGUUGAGUGUGAAACUGUCAACUGAGUAAAGGUAUAAAUAAUUCAUUCUUUAGAUAUCAAUGAGUGCUCAAAUGGAAAACACAACUGUCAUCCUAUUGCUAACUGCACCAACACCGAAGGAUCUUUUCAUUGCACUUGUCACUCAGGAUAUUCUGGAGAUGGAGUUUCCUGUUCAGGUGAUAAUACAUGAGUUUAUUAUGUCGCUUAGUGAUCGUUGCACCACUUAUAACUAGGUUCUGUCCUUUUCAAAACCUUCAUUCCCUCCAUCGAAACUUUAUGCCAAAACGAUACACUCAAAUUGACAAUUAGAACCUUUCUGUCAAGUGCGUUACUGGGACCAUUAUAACUAUGUAAAAGUUGAGUUUUCCCGUCGCCUGACGAGUAAUCUUAUCUUAUUAGAUAUCGAUGAGUGUGUAACUGGAAGACACAACUGUCAUGCUGACGCCAACUGUACCAACACUAAAGGUUCAUACUAUUGCACCUGUCAUACGGGAUAUUCUGGUGAUGGAGUUACCUGCCAAGGUAGGCUGAAUGUUAUCAAUUUAGUACUAAAAGAUUGGAAACCCUCGAUUUCCUAUAUCCUUUAUAGAAGAUUUUUAUAAUAAACUUUACUCUCAGAUAUAAAAGAAUGUCAGUCUGAAAGUCUGGCGCCUCAUCACAGCAAUUAUCGUCAUAAUUGCCAUGAAGAUGCAAAUUGCACAAAUACCAAAGGAUCAUUUUAUUGCACGUGUCAUCGCGGCUUCUCCGGAAACGGUGUAAGUUGUGAAGGUAAGUAAACAUCAACGAUGAAAUGUGUUUCUUCGUAAAAGAAAACAUCAGAUCACUUCUGUCUUGGGCCUUGUUGAUUUCCUCUUCACCAAUCGGUAGCUGAGUAAUAAAAAAAUUUUCUGAACAGCACUCUUACUCGUAGUUAUGCAAUAGAACCUAGGGAUGUGUAACAGUCUCUCGCUGAAAGUGGCACAUAUGAUUGACCGCUUAGUUCGUCGUCAUUCGUAAACACACGGCAACAGGUCAUAAAAUAAGAAUCAAGUAACACCGUCGGCUUAAUUUCUAUUGGAGACAUCUCGCUACAGACGGUCCACCAGUUUGAGUUCGACUAUAAUAUCAUGGCAUGUCACGGUCCAAAACUGAAAUGAGCAAAAAUGACGCUAAUAGCAACAGGGAAAGUAAUUCAAACGAAGAAUUGUAGUUCAUAUAAUCAUUUGAAUCUAAUGAUAACUUACACAGAAUAAAGAGUUCAUUAUAAAAUAAAUACGUUUUCCCUAUUUAGAUGUGGAUGAGUGUUUUCCUAAUCUGAACUCUAGCCAGCAUGCUUAUUUGACUCAUAAUUGUCACGAUGAUGCAAACUGUACCAACACAAAAGGAUCCUUCUACUGCACGUGUCUUAAUGGUUAUUCUGGUAAUGGAGUAACUUGUGUAGGUAGGUAAAGGAUGUGUCAUCAUGCCAUUAAUGUCACCAACAAAAUCAAUCUAUUCACGUCGGUCCUACCCAAGCAAGCGUCAUAGGCUAAACUGUUUGAACCGUAUUUUCACGUAUACAGGAUUUCAAAUGCCAUCUGGUUUGAUUGACCGUCAGAUGGGCAGAGUAAGAAUGGCAUCCUGUCAACGGAAAUUUUUCCCACUUGAGAACUAUAGAGGAGGAGCAGAUCCUGGAACUCCUGAUCCAUAUCUCGUAUCCUCUGUUUGAUACGAGUAAACUGCAUUAAUUGAUAACAAAUUGCAUCACAGAGCUCCUGAUGCAAUUUGCAUGGAUUUCAAAGAAAUAGAUACUCGGCUUACUUAUCAAGAAAUAGGGAGUGAACAUAGCAUGCUUAGUUGCAUUAACCUUCCAGAUCUUCAACUAUAUUUUUGUUUGCCAAGGUCAUUAUUAGAUAUAAUAGAUAGCGAUCGUAAAUUGGCAUAGUGGUUUUAGUUUGUUUCAAACAUGUUCGGGCUUAUUUUUUAAACUAUUCUAUGGUGUGCAUAUAGUGCCACUUUUUUUCUUUCCCCAAAACACUGGUUAGACCAUAGGAGAAAUUUCUCCCUAAAAGUCAUUGACUUACUUGAAUUUUCAAAAUCUUCAUGAACAGCUAACCACAGCUGAAUAGAGGAAUUAACUCAUUGCAUAGUAUGUUGUCAUUUUUUUAAACUGGAGUUUUGAUUUUGUUGCAUAUCAGAUAUAGAUGAAUGUGCUACUGAAGUAGAUAACUGCCACCUGAAUGCUAAUUGUUCCAACUCGAAAGGAUCAUUCAACUGCACUUGUCAUACGGGAUACUCUGGACAUGGUGUUUCGUGUCAAGGUAAUGCUUGAUCAGGAAAGCUGUUUUUACAUGUUCUGUAAAGUUUACACAUUGCAAUGGUAUUCAGUGGUCGAACAACACCUGAUGAACAUUUUUUCGGGCAACCAUAACUAAAUUUAAUUUUUGUCAAAUUACGAAAUAGAAAAGCGAAACAGUUAGGAAGGCAAAUUAGAGUAAUGAGACUGGGUUGAUCCUACUAAAACCUAAGAAAGGAGUUUAUUGAGCCAUAUUUCAUACUUGAAUAUCGUAAAUUACUUAACAGAGACACAUUAAAUUAUAACGUUAUAUUACAAUUCUGCUUUAAUACAAAUAACACGACGUUAUACCUUACAGCGCUACAAUUUUUACCGAAAAUAAAAUUUAUAGUAGACUCAAAAUUGCAAUGUAGAUUUAAUUUAUCACCCAUACUUCUGUACAAAACACUAUUAUUAGACUUCUUAGAAAGUGUAAAAAGCAGAAAACAUGAAAUUAAUUUAGACUUUGCCCUCAUAGAUAUCGAUGAGUGCACGUCUGGAGCACACGAAUGUCACGCUGACGCCAAAUGCACCAACACAAAAGGAUCAUUUUACUGCGCGUGUCAUUUGGGCUACUCGGGAGAUGGAGUGAUCUGUGAAGGUAAAGUUAACGGUCGCUAUCAGAGAGACAUUUUAUCAUCGCUUAGUUUUCUAUCAACGAGAGCUUCACCUCUUUAACGCCGUCUACCAGUAAAUAGAUAACAGACAACCCUGCGGCUACUUAUUUUUAAAUAAUUAAAAUUUUUAGAUUUACAGGGCCGUAGCUAGCAUGAGGAAACAUGAGGCAAUUGCCUCGUCUUGAUUUUGGCCAAAGAUUGACUUUUCUGAAGAAAAAUGCCACGGAAAAUGCUUAAAAGAGCAUUUCUGAGCCUUUAUAUUUUAAAAUAUUCGGGGGGGGGUGCGGGGGGCAUGCCCCCAUAAGCCCCCUGGCGGCUCGCGCCUUCGGUGCUCGAAACUUGCUUCGUCUUUUUCUGAAGUCUGGCUACGGCCCUGAUUUAAAUCUCACAGCAGAAAAAAUUUCAAGUUUUGGUGGACCAAGAUGUGGUGGUAUGUGAAACAAUUCCUGUGCUUGCACUGUAAUUCUAUGAUAAGAUAUAUUGAGUUGAAAUGUGUACUCUAUAAAAAAAAGGAAGAUGUUAUACACUUAGUGAUGUUUUUGUAUGUUUUAAUUCUGUAGACGUGAAUGAAUGUUUUCCUGAAAAAAUACCAGAUGAACACGACUAUCUCGAACACAACUGUCACAGUGAUGCCAACUGUACCAACACUAAAGGGUCAUUUCAUUGCACCUGUUAUACGGGGUAUUCCGGAAAUGGGGUCGUGUGCACAGGUACCUUUGUGUGUGUAUGUGGAGAAGGAGUGUGUCUUGGAUGAAUCGUCACUGACGUUUACCAGAUUUUCUGGAAAAGCAUUAAAACAUAGGGCUGGCGAAACAUUAAACCUGACAUGGCCUAUUUUUAUUCCAAAGAUAUAAAUGAAUGCUACCCACCAGGAUUGUCAUCUGAGCACAAAGACUUGGCUCACAUAUGUCACGAUAAUGCAAACUGUACCAACACGAAAGGAUCUUACUACUGCACGUGUCUUAAUGGUUACUCUGGAUUAGGAGACAUGUGCACAGGUAUGGUUCUUUUAAGGCUUUAAGGCGCUGUAAAGACUCAUGAUGAACCUGGAGUUUCUUGCCACGGAGAUUCACAAUAGAAAACCUUAAGACUUAGGAUAACCCUUCUAAGAAGAAAACAGUGAAGAACUUGAACAUUGUGGAUACAUCGAGUAAAACAGAUGCAGUUAUUUUAACCUUGUCAUCAUUAGAUAUCGAUGAAUGCGGUACUGGUACGCACAACUGUCACGCUGACGCAAACUGCACCAACACCAAAGGAUCAUUUUAUUGCACGUGUCAUACUGGAUACUCUGGAGAUGGGGCUAGUUGUGAAGGUAAGUUCAAUGGACGGCAAUUGUUGGGUAACAAUCGCGCUUAAGCUUAUAUUAGAGUGGUUUAGCAAGAGGACGGGAACGUCAUUUCAGAACGGCGCGCGCAGCAAAAAUGCCGAGAAAAAACUGGGUCGAGAACGCCGUCGCGUUGUGUAGAAAAGUGACUUAGCAGUCGUUUCAACGAACCGUCCACGUUACAUUUGUUCUUGAAUAUCCUAACGUUGGCUCCUUAGGAUCAUUAUCAGCUUUGAAUUUUCGGUUUCAUAGACCGCUUGAAGGACAAAGAAAUUAUCCUCUUUGAGAUUCACUCUAACAAGCACAAACCCAGGAUAGCUUACUACAAGUGAGUUGUUAAUAUGGGCAUGAAUCCACAUGGGCAAGUAAACUUGCCCAUGUGGGCAGUUAAAUUAUUCCAUUCCAGUUAAGACUCGAGUCUGCAGAUUCAUCUAUCAAAUUUUGAAGCCCACUAAAUAUUUUUUUCUAUGAUUUGUGAUUUGUAUCGCUGUCAUUCCGUUUCGUGCUUCUAGAUUUCAGCACUACUUGUUUUUCUUCAUAAUAAUCGCGCGCUUUCCCGUUCUGAAAUGACGUUCCCGUCCUCUUGCUAAACCACUCUAUUGAAACGAGAUGUGUCUUCUUCAUUAUCGUGGUGUACUCUAUAUUGAGUGACCGUCUUACUUGGUGCAUAUACAUAUAUGUAUAUUUCGUGUUCAAAAACUCAAUUCACUUUAAAGUACUGUAACAAUACAAAGUUUCAUCUUUAUACAGUAUAAAGAAGCCUUGUCAAAACAGCCAUGUCAGUUACUUUCACUGCAUACAUAUCAAACAAACAUAGUACCUAUCUAGUAAAAUACUCCCUCCAUAAACGCGAAAUCAUACGUACAUUUAUAUGAUCAUUACGAUCCUGGUCUUUUUCUAGCCGUUGCAACACAUAUUGGGCUAUCUGUAUCUUUGUUAUCAACAAAAAUGUUCCACCGAAUCAAUUAAAAAAAUAACUCAUUAAUGAAGUAGCUUUGCUUUGCUCACUACAGAUAUUAGUGAAUGUCAGAUUCAGAGCCUCGCAUCUCAUCACAUCACUCAGUAUUCCCACAAUUGCCACAAUGAUGCAAACUGCACAAACACCAAAGGAUCAUUUUACUGUUCGUGUCACCACGGAUAUUCAGGCGAUGGUGUGAUUUGUUCAGGUAAUAAUAAAAAAAGGGUUCGUCAGAAAUUUCCGUCUCUUAACUUUUCACUCCUUAGAGCGACCAAAACGAAGUUCAUCCAACGAUAUUAUCGACCGCCGCCUGGUUAGCUCAGUUGGUAGAGCGCCAGUCUGCUGUGCGGGAGGUCGAGGGUUCGAGCCCCAGACCGGACCAACACUCAGGGUCUUAAAAUAACUGAGGAGAAUGUGCUGAAGUGGAGGUGAGAUUGUGACCAACACUCAGGGUCUUAAAAUAACUGAGGAGAAUGUGCUGCCUUUGUAAUUGUACCAGCAAAUGGUUAGACAUUCAAGUCUUCUCGGAUAAGGACUAUAAACCGUAGGCCCCGUCUCCUGCAUCUUCAGUGUUACAUGGUCAGCAGGGGACGUUAAAGAACCCACACACUUGUCGAAAAGAGUAGGGGGCGUAGUUCCCGGUGUGGUGGUCUAUCUGUUGUUUCAUUGUACAUUUCAUGCAUGGGCUGGGUGGGUGAGUGAGAUCAAAUAUGUGAGGGCCACAAGUUAUUAGCCUUUGGCUAUUAAGUGCCACCCUCUUUAAAUAAAGGCUUUACUAUUACUUGAUAUCAAUACAUUUUCAAGGAUAAAGGCGAUAAAGGAAAGAAGGACAUCACUUAGGUUAUAAUAUUUGGUUGGACGCGAAAUUCUUGGAGCUGACAUUACAUAAGAUGUAUUGUAUACAGCGAGGAAAAUUUUUUUAAGAUCCUGGGAACGAAUGGGUUAGCAGAAGAAGACAAUUCAAAGCCAAUAAAUCUACGUUCAAAUGACAUAGGGAAUCCCGACUUGAGCAACCCAGUUAUAAACCUAAUAAAGUUUGAAUUAAUUCCUCCCAAAAUAAUCUGAGACAUGACGCAAAAAGAAAGUAAAUGAAAUGUUAUUCUAUGAUAGAUGUAUAGAAACUCUGUGUAGGCCUUAGCUCAGCAAAAUUCGAUAAACUAGACACUCAGUAAUGUUUAAAAAUGUUUUAAUCCUUUUAGAUAUCAACGAAUGUUUUCCUGAUCUGAUUUCUGAUGAGCAUUCUGAUAUGGCUCCCAACUGCCAUGUUGAUGCUAACUGCACCAACACAAAAGGAUCAUUUUUCUGCACGUGUCUAGAUGGUUAUUCUGGUAACGGAGUUUCAUGUGUAGGUAGGUGAUUCUCGUGAAAGAUAUGCUGUCAUCAGGUGUAAGCUCUAUCGGUAUUCAAUUGAAGUUGAUAGAAGGUUAAGAUUUAUCGUACUUUGAAGUUAUCGCUCCAAUACAAGAUCGUCAUUUAUGAAAUGAUUAUGGUUGAGUAAAUCUCAAACUCUCUUUUCAAUGUGCCAGUGUCGACACUAACUAGCUUUUUCCAAAAGGUGAAUAGCCAUUUAUUUAGGAAUAUUAUUAAGUGCUAUUUAAAUUUCACAAUUUGCAACCUAAUUCACGUGCGCUAAAAUUUAAUCCAAAUUCAUCAGGUUUUUUCAAAACUAAUUUGCCACAAAAGUUACGUCCUGACUUAAGACUUACUUUCAUCACAACACAACAGACUCGUUGUCAUUGAGGACGUAGUCCUCUUGCUUACAGCUUUGCUGGGGGGAUUCUAAAGAAAUCGUGCGAAGAAUCCGAUUCUGUUUAACAUUUAGGAAAUUGUCUGAUUGCUACAAAAACUGAUUUUGAGAGAAAAUCUGAGGUGUGAAUCUCUUUAAUUUACAUCAGUUUAAAGAAGAAAGCAUUUCUUAAAUGAAAGGUAUUCCUUUUCCACUAGAAAAGAAAUGUUAAUUUUAGCACAAGAAGGGUGUCGUUCAUGAUGUCGAGACUAAGAGAAUGUCCAGGCUCAAGAGGAAAACGCCUUUCAAGACAAAACUGAAAAAAGCGAGGGAAACGCUCGUUGUUUAAGUAACCUCACCGGAGGGAGUUUAGUCUCAUGGUUGUUGAACAUGGAUGGUUAACUGGGAUGGAAAUGAUAGCGGAAAUUGAACAAGCAAAUGAAAUAAAAGGAGAUGCAUUUGAGAAGCAAAACGGUGGCAGCCUCAAAAACCAAGCAUCACUUCAGUGCUGCAUCAUAUCCAUAUCUCCGAUUUCGAGAAGUUGCCAACUAAGUAAUAUAUUUACGGAGAAAAUUUGAAGUAGGUGACAGGCCUUUUUAAAUGGGCAACUGUAACUGAUCAACUGACGUUUAAAUAAUGUCAAAUUUUUUUCUUCUUAACUUCAUCUGAUUUUUAUCAAAUUUGAUGUCGGUGUUGAAUUCCGCUAGCCAUCUGCUCGAAAACUCCUGAUCCAUUUUACUUUCUUGUAAACUUGUUAUUAGCAUAUCUUCUCUGCUAUCUGAAACUUUUUUGCCCGGUCUCCGUGCACUUGAUCGAAGGCUUUUUAAUUGAGGGUUCUUGAAUAUCAUUGCACUGAAUAGAACAUGAUAAAAGUGCAUUAGAACCCAAGCCCUUACAUGCUUGUAUUGUAGAUAUUGAGGAGUGUGAAAUAAACAAAGAUAACUGUCACAUGGACGCUAACUGCUCUAAUACAAAAGGCUCAUUUUACUGCACAUGUCACACAGGAUAUUCUGGGGAUGGCGUCCUCUGCAAUGGUAUGUUGUGGGACCAUUAGUUUUACUUCUUAUCAUCCUUUAUACUGGUGAAAAAAGGUAAUUUGGUUUCAUUAAUUGAGUUGAUAAUGUAAAUUGGCCACCGCAAAGAGUUUCAAAGCUGAAACAUUGACUGACCAUUGGCUUUCUUUAUGGAAAUGAAAUACUUAUCACAAUUUUUUUAAACAGUACUUCGCUAGUUUGCUGAGCAAAAUAGCAAAAUGCAUGUCACAAGAGACACCAAUAAAAAGAGAUGUACAUUUUGUUGAAAAAGGUGGUGGACAUAGUUUCUGUUAAACUGUAAAUAAAAUAUAUUUUCAGACAUCGAGGAGUGCGCCAUUGAUUCAGACAGCUGCCAUGCUGAUGCUAACUGUACCAAUACAAAAGGCUCUUUUCACUGCACCUGUCGCCAUGGUUACUCUGGAGAUGGAAUAAAGUGCAUAGGUAAUUUUAAUCCAAUGUUGGAUUAAGGAUCGGUUAAUCAUGAUUGGUAUUUUGAAUGUCUUAAAUUAUCCGGGAACCAUUUACUUGCAUACAAUCAAAGUUAAUCUCUUGAUUUCAAUAUUCUCGUAAGCUGCGUAGUAAGCUCCUCCGUGACUACGAGGAUUGCAGUUCUCCAUGAGAACUGUGUGAUGUCAAAGAGCAAUCCAAGCUAGAGCGUCACUUUUUAAUCUACAAAUAAAAUAAUUACGAUUUCAAAUCUCGUUGCAUUCGACCUGUUUAUUUUUUUAGAUGUGGACGAGUGUUUCCCAGAUCAGAUAUCUAAUGAUUAUCGCUAUCUUGAAAACAACUGCCAUGCUGACGCAAGCUGUUCCAACACUAAGGGUUCCUUCUUCUGCACCUGUCAUACGGGAUAUUCUGGGGAUGGAGCGGUAUGCAUAGGUUAGUGGACAGUCAUAUCCCUUUCCUCCUUCGCGUCACGAACAUUUACCAUUUUAGGACUCAUUUUCUUCUUUACUUUCAUCAAAAGAUAUAAACGAAUGCGACGAUUUGACAUUGUCGUCGGAGCACCAAGACAUGGCUCACAUAUGUCACGACGAUGCUAAUUGUACAAACACAAAAGGAUCUUACUACUGCACAUGUCUAAAUGGAUACUCUGGAUCAGGAGAGAAAUGCAAAGGUAAAAAUGAUGGAUAACUGCUUGGAUUCUCGUUAGCUCAUGUAUUUAACUAUUUCUCACUUGUUUUGCGUAUUCGUUGUCACUGAAUAAAUUUUUAUCUCGAGUUCAGUUUAUCUGCAAUUAAAGGUAAUGGCGCAAAUUACAAAAAUAUGCUGUUUGGUGGCAACGUGUCACCUAAAUAAGCAGAAAAUUCUGCGACUCAAAUGGACAUAAGAAUUUAAAAAAAGGCAGAACGAAAAUAGGCCAAAACAAUUGAGGAAAUUGAUAAUAUGCAACUUGCUACUACAGUGAACAAACCUGUGUCUAAAUUGCAAGUAAAAAGGUUUUUAUUCGAAAUGGGUGGGAUAGAGGUCAUUGGUAGUCGUGAUAAGAAAGGUUUUUGCUGGUCUCAUCAUUUUCUGGAAGACCAGCGUGAUUCAGGCAAUCAGUACAUGUAUCAAAACACUGACUUGUAAAGAGGUGACAAAAACCUUCAAUCAAUCAAAAAUAUAACUUACUGGAGUAACACAAGCGGAAAAAUAAUUCAUUUUUACAUAAAGUGGAUGUGAGUUGGAGGGCCUGAAUAUGAGUCGAUACUUUUUCUUAAAAUUUUGAAGCAAGCCGGCAUGCAGCUUUCCAGCGUAACUCGUCUAAUACAAGUUCGUUUCGAUGUUAUUUCUUUCGCAAGAUAUUGACGAGUGCACAUCUGGAACACACAACUGCCAUGUCGAUGCUAAUUGUACUAACACUAAGGGAUCGUUCUUUUGUAUUUGUCAUACGGGAUAUUCUGGUGAUGGAAUAACUUGUGAAGGUUAGUAAUAUGGUUUCCAUGUGGAUCAUUUAUAAAUUUCAAACGACGUUGGCUUCCGUUUUUACUGUUCAUCCUUCCAGUAUAAAUGGUGCAAUCAACAGUUACGUUUCUGAAACAAAGUAGUAUGAUGACCUGAACUGUAACCUGUCAUUAGUAAGUUGCUUCCUAAACUAAUGUUUUCCCUUCUCAAAUUUUACUCAUUAGAUUUAUAUCAACAGCAAAAACCUAUUGAAUAAAGCUAGCCGGAUGAGGCUAUGGUAUACACAUCAAACUACUGUGAUAGCUCCCUUUGUGGUGCUAAUGAAUCCAAGAUAGUCCUAAAUUAACAAAGUUUCCACCCAUAUGCUUUGUUUCUAGAGAGAGAAAGGUGACUUGCUAUUAUGUGCCAUUUUACACGAGCCGAUAAUUAUCUCAUUCUGUUUUCCUUUCUGGCCCAAGCUGAGGUUAAACAUUUUACACCUUCUUUGGCAAGAAUGGGAAACCAAUUAACGUGCUUAUAACGAACGUUUGAAUAAGAAUAGAUGCGCCUUUCCUCAAACUGAUUGGUUAUUUGUAUCGACUAAUAGUUAUUUUUCGAUGCAGAUAUAAGUGAGUGCGAAACAGAAGGCCUGUCACAAGAGCAUAAAGGUUAUGAGCAUAACUGUCACUCCGAUGCAAACUGCACCAAUACAAAAGGAUCCUUCUUUUGUACUUGCUUAAACGGAUACUCCGGAAAUGGUGUGGAUUGUGUUGGUGAGCUGAUGUAGAGAGAUACCUUAUUGAGUGUGUGCGAGUGUGUGAUAGCGAGGGAGGGAGGCUUGUUCUCACGGUUAAGUCGGUCUAUUGAGUGAGAUGUGUUUGUUAUCACUGUUGUUUUCUAUCUAGAUAUAAAUGAAUGCCACGCAAACAAUUUGGCUCAAGAACACGUGGAUGAAUAUUCUCACAACUGUCACGCUGAUGCUUACUGCACUAACACUGAGGGAUCCUUCUACUGCACGUGCCUCAAUGGGUAUUCUGGUAAUGGAGUUGCCUGUGUGGGUACGUUUAAACGGUAUAUGUAUGAAAUGAAGAAAUUCUAAAUUUAUAUCAGUAACCAAAAUGGCGAAAAGAUUUUUCAGCAUGUCUUUUGAGAGAACUCCUGAUCCAGUGUUUGAAGAUACAAGACACGUUAUACGUGGAAAGCUGUGGUGGGGCUAAUUAUAAAGCAAGAGCUAAAGCAGUGAUUUAAGCUUAUUCGAUGAUGGUUAAAAGCUCACAUUUUGCGAGGUUCACCGCGAAAUGUGAUCAAUAAUCAUAUAACCUGGAGUGAUAUCUACUAAACCAUGGAAUGGAGAGUUGAUACAAAGGCCAUAUUAAGCUGGUACAUAAGAAUAUUCUACCUGCGUGGUGACUUAUUUGACCUCCGUCUCAUAACGAUGAUUAUUUCUUGUCAGAAUUGACUUACCCAGACUGAAAAAAUCCUUUUCGAUAUUGUUCCAUGGGCUUAUUUCGUGUUUUAGGGUCCGAUUAAUAGUGUGAGCUGCAACUAAAACUGUACUUAACAAUAAAACAAGCUCGUUUAGUAAUUAGUAGUUAUUUGAUGAGGGCUCAAUCGACUAUCAUGCCCAGAAAUCAAGAGUGAAUAAUCGAAUUGUUUUGGUAUAAGUUUACUUGUCGUUCAGAGCUCAACCACAAGAUAGGCUCAUCUUUGAUUUUAUUCCUUUAUUUUUACACCUGCACUUUACUCUCUGUCUAUCACGGAAUAGAUAGUAAGUAGCGCAGCCAAUCAGAUAUCUAUGUUACUGAUCUUCUGGAGAACUUGAAUAUAAAAUGCUUCCAGCGUGCGGGCAACAAAAAUCUGAUCUAAAUAACUGUAGAAUCUCUAAAUCAAUCAAUACACUAAAUGUCUGGUAGAAGUAGAGUAACCUUGCCUUUUAAAACGACAAAACCGUGGUCAUGAUCCUACCCACCUCGCCGAUGUUCAUGAUGCAUCGCCUUGACAAGCAUGAUCCUAACAUCUCGGUCAGAGGUUAUAAAGUAAGGAAGCAGCUAGAGCACCCAAGAAGUGGAGGAAAACACAACUACGUCUCAUGUUUCUCCCUACACUUCUUUCGUGCUCUAGCUGCUUCUUUCGUGCUUUACAACAAAACAGACUACAGUCAAGGUUUCUUUACUUGUUAAUUGCGAAUAAUGUAAUUUAACUGAGAAGAGUCACCCUGUGGCUGUUGAAUAAAUCAUUUUUAUCAUUGUUUGUCUGGCACAAAACCUGCAAGUGAGGGUUCCAGGAUAUUUAUUUAUCGCCUUGUCAAGUGCACCGCACCACACAGCAAAGCACUGUAUAUACGAGUGGAAAUAGGUAACUACACAUCAAAAACCUAGUUGUUCACAAAAGAAUUGCACGGAUUUCUAGUUUGCUAGCAUCGCCUUUAGAAUUAGAAUAAUGCCAGAUAUCAGAUUCAGUCUUCUCUUCGCUCUGGGCGGCCUUUAUAAGGUAAACAAUACACAUUACGCUUUUAAUCGCAGUUUAACCAGUUGCAACUCUCCUCCUCCAUAAAUUACUAUUAGUUAUGUUGCACUUUUAUUUAUUGCUUCUUGAGUUUACCAUUUUAGUCCAUACAACCUUAAUUAAACAUGUAGAUAUGUGUUUUAAUAUUUUAUGAUGCUUUCUGCUCGGUGAUUUAAUCCAUGCUCACGAUUGUAUUACUCUUCUCUUAAAUAGUUAGCAUUUACACCACUAAAGGAAAGGCAGGACACACGUACCACACGCAUAAUGUAUUGUAAGACCGUUUGAGGGGUUUGAUCAUGUUCAGCGAACUCUCACAGACUUAGUUUUUUGUAUUUUUGUACUUCAGACAUAGAGGAAUGUUCCGUUCAAACUGACAAUUGCCACCUUAAUGCGAACUGCACUAACACCAAAGGAUCAUUUCAUUGUACUUGUCAUACGGGAUACUCAGGAGAUGGCAUAAUUUGUGAAGGUGACUAUUGAUUUUGAAAUAAGAUUUUUAUAAAAACAUGCUUUGAAAAAUAAGGACUUGAAAUUCUAUAUACCUGUAGACUCAGAGCCUUAUUUUUUUCUUCUGACUGCCAUCCAGAAACAAAUAGUAAAUGGACAUGGGCUAAUACUAAACCUGUUGAGAUUCAUGAGCAAAAAUGACACAACGCAUGGCGUCUUUUAACGAUUCUUUCUAUUGGCCCCCACAAAGCCAGAAAUAAAGGUUAUAACUGAGCUACCAGGAAAGCUGCAUGUCUCAGAAUACAGCCAUAUUCAACCAGAUAACAACGCACCGAACAUUUUCACAGAUAUCGAGGAAUGUCAAACUGAAAUUGACAACUGCCAUGCUGAUGCCAAUUGCACCAAUACUAAAGGAUCCUUUGAUUGCAAGUGUUUUACGGGAUACUCCGGAGAUGGUGUCACGUGUGUGGGUAAGUGGCGACUACUUGUUACUUUGAUAUGAGGGUGAACCGAACCUCUCUGUUGAGGAACAAAAUCAGCAUUUUCCAUCGUCCUAGACUGGGAUCAAGCUUCUUGUAACGAUUGAUCCGUCGUGAAUCUUAAGUAGUAAAGUGAAAACUAGAAAACUCUCACAAAAGGGUAAUCUACCUAGCUAGGUACCCAAAGGUGGCAAGUAAAGAGAUCUUUUCGACCAUUUUACGCGGAUGUUAAAAUUAUCUAUAAGCAAAAGAUCUGUGAAAGAGCAAACCACUUUUGAAGGGAAUUUGUCCAUUGCAAUACUUUACAAAGCAAGUAAACUUUCACUACUUGUGCUAUUCUACACGUAAAUCUCCUAAUAGACAAUGAAACAGUUUCCAUGCGGAGGGAAACUUGCUCAUCAGAACCUUAGACUGCAAAAUACCUCUUUGUACAAUUAUCUUAACCCGAACAAGUCUAGAAACUGAGAGAAGCUUAAAGUUUUUGGCUCAAGCCUUUGUGCAAUAGCGUUCCUUAGUCCUAACAGAAUGUAAUGGUUAAAAGGCGGGAAUUCUUCUCGUCAGGAUAGUAACUGCAUAAUGUGUUUGCAAUAUCUAAUUUAUAGUGGCAUCUUGUUUCAUAAUUCCCUCAGCUAAUAGCCCUGACCUAGAAAUCGUGAACAGCAUUACACUCAGUUAACUGAUGUAAGAGAGAGUUUCUACUGAAUAAUUGUGCAAGUAAUUACAAUAAUUGUGCAAGUAAUUAACUAGUUUCACCAAAUAACCAUUUACCGUGAGAUAAGAUGUUGUGAACUAUUUCGUUUUAAAAUAUAAUUAAUUUCAAAGUUAAGUUAAGACAAAAUGAAUUCAUUGUACUCUAUUUUUAGGCUGCAUAACUUAGAGCUGGCUAAAUGUUCAAGGAACUUACUUUGGGUCAACAAACUAUUGAUAAUAUUACAAAAAAAGUAUUUGUCGAGAAGAGAUUGGUUUCUUUUUUGUUUGUUGGCUUUUUCAAUUUAAACCAGGUCUUAGGGUUUAAAUUGAGGAGGAGGGAGGCUUAAUACCAAUUUUCCAAAAAACAUUUUUGAUACCCUAAAAAGGAGUUGUUUUCAUUGGAAAGGUCUUCUGUUAUUUCCAUUUGUUUCCUUUUAGACGUGGACGAGUGUUCAGUCGAACAAAUACCUACUGAUUACAUUCAUCUUGAGAACAACUGCCACGAUGACGCCACUUGCUUCAACACCAAAGGAUCAUUCUACUGUACGUGUCAUACAGGAUACUCUGGUCAUGGUGUCACAUGCAUUGGUAAUGACCUUUCAUUAACGUGCUCUUACUGUUGAGUUUGAUUGUUUUAUUCUGUAUGCAGACCUCUUCAAUGAAUCAAAAUUCUUCUUUGAAAACGCGAAUACUUUUGGCAGAGUUGAAUAUUCAUCCUAUGAUCAGAGUCCGAGUAGUACUUCUUUCUAUGGAGGCUUCUGUGUACAUCUGCUGAGGUUAAUUUCUGUAAAACCUUACAUUUCCCAGGUUCCAUGCAAAUAAUGCAGGUUAUGAGUCCCAAAUUUUUUCGAUGUUUCUGUAUGAGUAGAAUUAAACCGAAUUCAUUUUAAAAUUCUGCCAAAAGUACACCAUGUAGCGGGCUCGCUUGAUUGUGCUAAUAAACACUCGAAUCAACAAUUUUUUAGAAAGGGAUUUUACUAUAAAAAUUAAUGUUAAAAAUUAACGACGUUUCGACCGCUCAACUGUCAUUUUCAAGUUGAAGGAUAAAAUUUUUCAUGAUGCGCUUAUAAAAUCAAUUGUAAAAAUGCUAAUGAGAUGCUGACUAAAACUCUAAAAUAUUUACAUAGAAACAAUACGAAAAGGCAAAAGAAACAAUUUUAAAAGUGAAUCGAUUAGGUAAAUACUUUUGCACAGAUCGAAACACUAUGUUUGUUCAGUUUUGGUUUAAGUUCGUGAAUAAAAAGCAUUUCAAAUAUCAAACAGUCCAGUUUCCUCUGACAUCUCUUCAAAAUCUUGAAAUUUUUUUCGUCCCUUUACGUGAUUGCCGAUUGUUAAUCGCUUCUGUUCCUCCACACGUCGAUGUAAGUGUCGGGUCGUGAAGCCGACCUAGUCUGCAUCAAACAGACCACACUUGUAAUAAUAAACAAGGUUUUGUUGAUUAACAAUUGGAGGUUUGAGAUCUUCCGGCUUGAAUUGUUCUUUGAUCCUCUGUCUUGUGUAAACGGGCUGGACAUCGGCAACAAUCACCGAGUUGGUGUCUUACCGCAUUUAACAAUUUCUGGUCUUUGAAUGGUAGGACAGUUCUCAUAUGAGCAUCAUGUUCAUCGGAUACUUGUUAUCUGGUAAUUAAAUCCUCAACUCUCAUUUCACUAAAAUGUCUGAUGGUAUUCUCUACGAGAGUUUCAGGAUAAUGUAGGCGAGCAAAAACCGUUUUUUCGAAGUUCACAUUCUUGAUGGAAAAACAUCCAGUUCGAGGAGAGCUUAAACACAUGGUUGAACAUUGUCUUCAGCAGGGAAUGUCUGUACUUUUCUUCAACAUGGCUUUGGUAAUGCAGUAAAAGUCCCGUAUCAGUUGGUUUCACGUAGACCUGCGUGCCUAGUUGGGGCUAUUUCUGAUAAUUAUCAUUCAAAGAGAGGGAAGUUUGCCGUUGUUCUCGAGUUUCAUUGUGAAACUGAGUCAAGAGGGGAUUUCAUUCAGUGUGGACAAAAAAAUAGAGGCAGAUGAAACAUCGGGCAUUUUGCUCAGCGAUUCAUCGACAUAGUGCUUAUACAAAGCAGGCAUCUUGUCUUGGUUUUCCAUUUUUUUUCUGAACUAUGGCACAUAAACGCAAUUUCCAUUAAUGGUCCGAGGCCCAUAGCAGCCUUAUCCACUUGCUCGUACAAAUUUCCUUCGAAUCGGAAAAGUCUCUUUUCGUAGCAUACGCGAAUACGUGGAAGUAACUUUGACAAUGUUAUGAAAUUGGGUCAGCUAAUUUCGAUUUCGCUUUUUUCAGAUAUUGACGAAUGUAACCUGUCUGGUUUGUCUCAUGAAUACAAACAUCUGGCUCAUAAAUGUCACGGCGAUGCUAACUGCACCAACACCAAAGGUUCAUACAACUGUGGAUGCCAGGAAGGCUAUAGAGGAAGCGGUGAAAAGUGCGAGGGUGAGUUAGACUUAAAUUUAAAUGCUCUUCAUUCUAAAGGUUUGGUCCUGCUGAGUUGGAAAGGGGAGAUGUCAGAAUGAAUAAGCUUUAUUUGGUUACAGAAAACAGCUGUUCCUUCCAUUUAGCACAUCAAUUUUCCUAAUAUGUAGGUAGUUUAAGGGUGUGUAAUCUUUUUUCUCUGUAAAGGAAGGGAAGAAGUAAUCCUCGCAAACAAACCACGAUGGAUUAAUGAAAAGCAAAGUUGGCAUAUAGCGGCACCUAGAUCUCCUGAAAAGGUUAAUGAAGGGAUUAGCAAUUUAACUAUAACAACCGUAGAACUGAGGGUGUCCAUACAAAGGCUUAUUGAUAAUUCUAGUGGUUUCCCUCUCGGGCUAAAGGAUUUUUAAGUGCUUAGGUUAGAUUGUGAUGAUGUGCCCUCUCAUUUCGCGACUUUCAUUACGAUUAUAUUAAGAUAUCGAUGAAUGCUCAACUGGAGCGCACAACUGUCACGUCGACGCCAACUGCACCAACACCAAGGGAUCUUUCUUUUGCACUUGCCAUACAGGAUAUUCUGGUGAUGGAGUCUCAUGCAUUGGUACGUUAACUUUUUCAACUUCUCAAAGAAGCUUCAUUCUUUUAGUAAGACUUUCUUAUGAUAGUAUUUUCUUAACUAUUCCACAUCCAACCGUCAUAACAUCCUUUAACUGGCUUCCUAAAGAUUCUAUUUUUCCUCCAGAUAUUUCUGAGUGCGAGGACAAAACCUUGGCGCCUCAUCACAUCAGUUAUGCCCAUAAUUGUCACGAAGACGCCAACUGCACAAACACCAAGGGAUCGUUUUAUUGCACAUGUCAUACAGGUUACUCCGGAGAUGGUGUCAUCUGCACAGGUACUUAAAGAAAUCUGUUCAAGGACGUCAGAGCGUAAAGGAGGAACAAAGCGCAACACCUCUCUUUACUUUGGUUCGUUUUAAGGCGCGAAUACUUUGUCUUGUUCCCUUUGACGCUGCAGAUAAUUGCAAGUCUGAUAUCUGAUAAAUGAUAUUUCUUUUUAUUUUAAAUGCAUCCUAUCUAGAAAUCAAUGAAUGUCAUGUUAACAAUUUGGCUGAAGAACACUUACAUGAAUAUUCCCACAACUGCCAUACUGAUGCCAACUGUACGAACACAAAAGGAUCCUUCUACUGCACGUGUCUUAAUGGUUACUCUGGUAAUGGAGUAACUUGUGUAGGUAGGUAAUUCCAGUAAAGGAAAGGCAUCAUGCAACUAGAUGUAUACCUGAGGUACAAUGGCUCAUUUAUUUUAUAUUAACUUCGUUGUCACGACUUUACAAGACAAACAUAAAUACUAUAAUUCUAGUAUCCCUAAGACUAGAAAACUCCUGAUCCAUAAGCUGAAUUAGUGGCGAUGAAUUAAUAACUGUCAGUGUUUUAUUAAAGCUUUUGAGGAAGCAUGAAAGUAAGUAUGUUAAACUUAUUCUUUUGGUGUUGGGUUUGAAAUUGGGUCAAUUAUUUUUAGGACCGCUUUAGCUGAUGGCCGAACCGGAAUUUCUCGAAAUAAACUAUCAUUAUUCGGAUUAUUUAAUUACUUAUCUGUAACGAUUGCCAGCGGAGCAGCGGAUUCAACAUGUAUUAACUUUCAUUUCAGAUAUUGAGGAGUGUGCAACAGAAAUAGAUAACUGUCACGUGGAUGCAAAUUGCACUAAUACAAAAGGAUCAUUUUAUUGUACAUGCCAUACGGGAUACGAUGGAGAUGGAGUAUUCUGUAAUGGUAAUGUGCUUUAACAUCUUUUAAACGUUUAAGAAUGUUAAUGUUUGAAAAUUAACUGCAAUUCUUGAUACUUAAAUUAAAAAUAUUUCAAAUUUGUGUUCAUCAGACGUCGAGGAGUGCACCUCAAACAUUCAUAACUGUCAUGCAGAUGCCAACUGCACCAACACAAAAGGUUCAUUCUACUGCACGUGCCGUACGGGAUACUCUGGUGAAGGAGUCAGUUGCGCUGGUAAAGUAUACUUUUCUCUAAAACCGUGUUUUGUUUGAGAAAGCAACUACAGUCGAGUUCUGAGCGAACCUCGCGCUGACUCGAACCAAAAUCGAUUUCCCCUGGAUUUUCUUCAUACAUUUAUUACAAUUUUACCCUCGGUAACUCGAACCCUCGAUCACUAGAACCUCCCGCUUACUCGAAGCAAUUUUUGUUUCCCGUCAGGCAAUUCUCUAUUUAUUUAAACCCUCGAUUACUCCGACCACGUCGAAUUACGUCUGUCAAUACGUGAAAAAUUCCAAACAAACAGUGUACUGUUGUCCAAAACGCUUGGUUCAUUUCGAAGCAGCCGCGUCACAUUACACUCUGAUUUCAUUUUCACUCGACUUCUCUACGAAGAAAUUUUAUUAAAAUAUAUACUGUAUAGGACAUAUUUCACAAACAUAGUUCCUCUUUCAGAAACUUAAUACUUGUUGUUGUACCCAGCAUGUUAUUACUAUAUUUCAGAUGUGGACGAGUGUUCUCUUGAACUUAUUUCUAAUGACUACAUACAUCUUAAACACAACUGCCACGCCGACGCAAACUGUUCCAAUACGAAAGGAUCAUUCUUUUGCACAUGUCAGACAGGAUAUUCUGGGGAUGGAGUCGCGUGUGAAGGUAUCCCUUUUGAUUUUGAUAUUUAGCUCUGAUCCGAUUCUGCACUGUUUUAGAGAGAAGUGCCCCUUAACGCUUACCUCACGUACUCCUAGGGCAUUUAAGUGUUCUACGCAAAUUCUGAAAUAAUUUUGUAAUUAAAAAAAAUGCAAUUGCAAGUGUGAACAUUUUUACAGUGUCAAAUAAUAUUUUUUCUUCCUCUCUUUAAAAAGAUAUUGACGAGUGCUACCCAUUAAGAUUGUCAUCCGAAUACCAAGACUUGGCUCACAUUUGUCACGAUGAUGCGAACUGCACAAACACAAAAGGAUCUUACUACUGCACAUGUUUAAACGGAUACUCUGGAUCAGGAGAGAACUGCACAGGUAUUGUUUUCGCAGUUAUCGGAUUCACCCGUUCGAAACGUUAUCAUAGCGCAGAGUGGCUUUUGUUUGAAGGGCAUCCACUUACUUAAUGGGGUAAGUUACAUAUGUCGCACUAGAGCUCCCAUUUGGGUUCUCGAUGGACUCUAAUUGGUUGCGGUUAGCCCUUACAAAUGCAAAUUUACUCAAAAUUGUCUGCAGUUGCCAAUACCCAGGGGAACUGAACUGUCCAUCAAAUGUACAAGUAGAGAAUAGACAAUAGAGUUCCGAGCAAUCCCUAUGGCUUGUUACGAUCAUAUGAUCAUUUGGUAGUCAAUCAUGUAUCUCUUUUGCGCCGGACAGCUGCGCUGAAUUUCGAUGAAAUGCCAGCAGUCUUUCCCCGAAACACCUUUGUGGUCUUCAGAAUUAAUGCUAUGAGCGGUUUCAACACAGUUUAUGCCUUAUCUUCUUUCCAGACCUCAACGAGCAGAAGUUUUACGUAUUCUCGAAUGUCACACACAAUUUCUGUCUUCGCUACUGCCAUAUUUAAUUCUAUCUUAUCCAGAGCUGAUUAAUCAUUCGCGCGAUACUUAAUUUGAAUGCGGACAAUGCGCUUACGAACCGAAUUGGACUGAAUUGGACUGAAUUGGACUGAAUUGGACUGAAUUGGACUGAAUUGGACUGAAUUGGACUGAAUUGGACUGAAUUGGACUGAAUUGGACUGAAUUGGACUGAAUUGGACUGAAUUGGACUGCCACAAAUGGAUUAUUCAAUCAGUUGAAUAUAGCAGAUAUUUAUCAAAAAGAAUUAUUAUCAUGUAGGAACGAAAUGUGGAACAUGCGCGGAAGAAAUCGAUACCAGAAUAGGACCCUAAUACCAGGAACUAUUGAACAAUUCGCGCAUGCGUCAGUUAGUAGAGCACGAGAAACGUGCAGCCGAGAGCAACCCCAGCCUUAUGAGGGCAUCCAAACUUCUGAUGACGUACACACACGUCAACCACAGCAAGAUGCGAUACCAAUUUUUUCUGUCUUAGAUAUUGAUGAAUGCGCUUUGGAGACGCAUAACUGUCAUGCAGAUGCAAACUGCACCAAUACUAAAGGAUCAUUCUACUGCACAUGCCAUACGGGAUACUCAGGAGACGGAGUCAGUUGUUUGGGUAUGUAUGAACAAUAGUAGCCUUUCCAGAGAUGUUUGCAUAAAACAAUGCGGGUUAGUUUUCGACUAUUUGCUAGAAGAGAUCUGCAUAGAAGAAUAUUCACAUUGUUAUGUCAAGGACACUAUUUAUGGCGAUAAUUUUGUGGUUCAUUUCGGGUGUACCCCAUGAUGCUCACUAUGAUAAACGCACAAUUUUUUUUACGUAGUAUUUACUUUUUCAAUUACAGAUAUUGGCGAAUGUCAGAUCGACAGGCUUGCAUCACAUCACAUCAACCAAUAUGCCCACAAUUGUCACGACGAUGCAAACUGCACAAAUACUAAAGGUUCAUUUUAUUGCACCUGCCAUCACGGCUACUCAGGAGACGGUGUAAUUUGUGCAGGUAGGUAACUGGCUUUGUCGAUUGUGACUGUGAGAGUGCUUCUCCUCAAAUCGUUUCCUUGCUUAAAGCAGGGGAGGUAUAUUGUGUUCAAGAAGGAUAGUAAAGAUUAAAUAAAACUUGUAAUUUAGAUAUAGGAAAACUACUUGAUGUCCAGCGAGCAUAGACUUAAAUGACUACUUUUUUUUGGUUAUUCACGCAGUGAAUGGUAACUUCUUUGACUUUACAUCCGGAAUUUUACUUAGAUAUCGACGAAUGUCAUGUGGACGGUUUGGCUUUAGGACAUGAGGAUAAAUUUUCCCACAACUGCCAUGCUGAUGCCAACUGUACCAACACGAAAGGAUCAUUCUACUGCACGUGUCUUAUUGGGUAUUCUGGAGAUGGAGUCACGUGUUUAGGUAAUUCUUAGUUCAUCCAGACGAAGUCCUUAGUCGUUUUCGAUAAAAAAAACUCCUGAUCCAUUUGUAACUUUACGUACUAAAUUUUUUGCAUUAUGCAUUUCGAAAUCAUAGCAAUUCGCAUUCUUUCACCUCUCCGACUGGUUUCCAGAAGUCCUUACUCUGCAACUGGCUUACAGCAAUCAGAUUUCGAACCAAAAAAACAUUGUAAAACGACAGAUGCAAAAACAAAUUCACCAGGCCGCUUUUCGGAAUCUGAAAACCAGUUACCAUAUACUUGUUGGGUUGUAUUCAAUACAUUUUAACCUUACAAAAUCUUUCACUAGAAUAAACUCAUUAAAAGGAGAAGUAAUAAAGAUAUCUGAAUCAAUCAUAUGACAACCCAGAAAGAUAGCAAAAACGUUUUCUUAGAUAUUGAGGAAUGUACCACCGACACGGACAACUGCCAUGAUGAUGCCAACUGCACAAAUACUAAAGGAUCCUUUCUCUGUACUUGUAACCAUGGUUACUCCGGAGAUGGAAUCACCUGCGAAGGUAGGCCAUUAGUCUAACAGGAAUUUAUCAUUCCAUCGUUUUUGCAAUUUUCGCAAAGUUACUAUAAAACAAUCACUGCCUUGUGACUUACGUGCUGAGAUAAAACGGUCAAUGGGAUACAUUGGUAUUUCAAUGUUACCAAACUGAACUAACACAUUAAUUUAAAUUUUGGCUUUUAUUAGAUAUUGAAGAAUGCUCCUCGAAUAUUCAUAACUGCCAUGCUGAUGCCAACUGUACAAACACUCAGGGCUCUUUUUACUGUACUUGUCAUAUGGGAUAUUCCGGAGAGGGAGUCAGCUGUGUUGGUAAAGAGAAACAUCUUUUAAUCUAGAGGUGAAAAACAAGUAAUGAAAAAUGACUAAAAAGGAACUUUACCAUUGCCUGGAUACCAAGCGGAAGUCCAUAUAAUUACUUGUAAACCCUACCGUCGCCUUUUAAUGGGGUGACUUUCAAUCUUAAGCCUCUCUUUACUGCGAGGCGAGCUUCGAAGAUCAAAUAAUGUACACAGACAGACCUAGAGGUUGUUUUAAGCCUAUUUCAAAAUUGAAUUUCAGCCGGGGCAUACAAGGUCACGUGAGAUAUGUGAUGGAUUAUGAGUAGGUUAUCGAUAUUGGAAUAUUAUUCAAUUUUCAAUUCUUUUCUUUCAGAUGUGGACGAGUGUUUCCCCGAACAGAUAUCUGAUGAUUAUCGUCACCUUGAAAACAACUGUCAUGCUGACGCCAAUUGUUCCAACACUGAGGGCUCCUUCUUUUGCACCUGUCAUUUGGGGUAUUCUGGUGAUGGAGUCACGUGUUUCGGUAAGUUUUUUUACGUUCUCAGUCAUUUUUAGAAAGGAAUGUAGAACAGAAUAAAGUCCUCGAAAUAUAGCAGAGGUCAAAUUUACAUUUCAUAUCAGUGUGAAGUAAAUGACAAAACAUAAAUUCGAGUUUGUCUUUCUCAAAUUGGUUAUAACACUCAAAUAGCCGACAAACACGUUAAUGUACGGGAACUCCCAGUAAGAACAUUAGCCAUGCUUCGUGUUCAAACUUGUUGGAAAAAAUUCUUUGCCUCGUUAAGUUUGAUUGUUUUUCAUUGCCAGAUAUUGAUGAAUGCAAUCCAACUGCGUUGUCAUCAAAGUACCAGGACCUUGCACACAUCUGCCACACUGAUGCUAACUGUUCAAACACAAAAGGAUCGUACUACUGCACAUGUCUCACUGGAUACUCUGGAGACGGUAUCUCUUGUCAAGGUCAAUAAUGAAUCUGGCCAGAAAAUUGUCCUAUAAAUAACCGGCGAAAUCUGGAGAAAGUAUAUCGGCAUGUUGUAACCCAUUAACUAUCUGAUGGCAUUUUUAUCAUAACUGGAGCAGGGACCGCUUUGCGUUCCAAUUAGUGAAUUUUGUUUCUCUCCUACCAUUCGUCUACCCCAACCAACAUUGGCUAUCUUAUUCUCCCUCUCGCACAAGAGAGGGAUAUAUUAAUCUUUCUCUUUGACGUAGAUAUGGACGAGUGUUCCACUGGAACACACAACUGUCAUUCUGAUGCCAACUGCACGAACACGAAAGGAUCAUUUUAUUGCACAUGUCUAAAGGGAUACUCUGGAGACGGAGUAUUGUGUGAAGGUAUCAAAUAUGUCUUCUGACCACUACCAAUUAAGUAGCUGUAAGAUCGUCAAGUAGUGGCAUAUCUAAGUUUCAACAUGUCCUCUACCAUCACAAACAAGAACGGUUAAGAAGGUAUUGCAUGCCUUCGCUUCGGUGUUUUUAUGCUAGACAUAAAUACUAACUUAAACUUGAAUGAGCCUGGUCAGUUGUGUUGGCGAUAUCGAUUUCAAUAACAUCCAUUUUCACUUAGAUAUCAAUGAAUGUCACGUGAAUAGUUUGGAUCAACAACACGUGGAGGAGUAUUCCCACAACUGCCAUGCUGAUGCUAAUUGUACCAACACUAAAGGUUCUUUCUAUUGCACUUGUCAUCAUGGAUAUUCCGGGGAUGGAGUCACAUGCCAAGGUAUGAAAUAUUCAGUGGAUGUCACCGUUUGUAAUUUCCUAUCCAGUGCGAGUUGUUUACUAAUCAAAUUUUAAAAUUAUCUUUCUAAUGAGUUCGCGUCUUUUAGAUGUCAAUGAAUGCUUUCCGAAUGAAAUAUCUGAGGAAUAUGGCCAUCUCGCCCAUAACUGCCAUGCUGAUGCCAACUGCACCAACACAAAGGGAUCCUUCUACUGCACCUGUGUCAAUGGUUAUUCUGGUAAUGGAGUAAAUUGUAUCGGUAAGUUCUGACAGUAGAAAACGAUGUUAUAACAUAGAAUAUAUUUACCCUAAUAACGCAUCGACUCUCAUCAAACUCCUGAUCCAUUUAAUUUAUUAAACUUAAAAGUUUCAUACGCCUAAUCAUAAGUUCCAUACAUUUAACGUUUACUCUGGUCAACUCUUUUUAAUAUAAGCUUCAUAUUCUACUGACAGCGUCUACAUUCAAAUAUUGGGAAAAUGACUAACUGGCGACCUUUAAAAUUGUUUUGGUUAGGCCGUAGGUCGGCUAUAACUAAUAAUCAUAGAAAACAAUUCAAACGUUGCCCCUUGAAAAGUAUAGAUAAAAACACGCAAGACGUGACUUGCAUUUCGCUUACAUUCCCACCUUAAAAGUAAAUGCCUAGAAUGGACCUCACUCAGCCGUUUAAUAAAUUAUCUGUCAUUGCAAAAGAUAUUGAGGAAUGUACUACAGACACGGACAACUGUCACACUGAGGCCAAUUGCACCAACACCAAAGGAUCUUUUUACUGUACCUGUCGCCAUGGGUAUUCUGGAGACGGUGUCACGUGUGAUGGUGUGUAUAACUCAAUUAUUCAAAUUAUGAUUUAAAUUGUUAUAUGAUGUAAUAUACGAGCUUCGAGAUAAGGGCUGCUAAUAUUUGAUCGCACCCUUUCUGCAGAUGUUGAUGAGUGUUCACCCGGUCAGAUUUCUCAAGAAUAUAAACAUCUUGUGCAUAAUUGUCACGUUGAUGCAAACUGCUCCAAUACCAGAGGAUCGUUCUACUGCACAUGUCACACAGGGUAUUCUGGAGACGGAGUUACAUGCAUUGGUAAAUUUACACAUAUUGAUACUAUCACUUUACCAAUAGAUAACAUGGCUGACUCAGUUUUCCCCCUCCCCCUUCCCCUCCUACCUUGCUUGAGUUUCCUUUUAGGCCUGAGGUUGUGGUCCUUGGACCGUUUAUCAUUCAAUGUUUUUCAGGUCCUACAGUUUACGUUGCUUACUUAAAAAAAAAAAAAUCGAUUGGUUAAAGGGAGGGGGGAAGAAAAGAAACCGCUCCUUUCUCAAAAAUGUAUCUUCUCAUUACAGACAUACAGGAGUGUGCUAUUCAAACAGAUAACUGCCACAAUGAUGCAAAUUGCUCCAACACCAAAGGGUCAUUUUACUGCACGUGUCAUUCGGGAUAUUCCGGAGAUGGUAUCACCUGUAAUGGUAUGGUAAUGUUGCUGAAACCGUUAUUCGUAGGCAUUUUUAUUUAAGUGACAGUCUCGCUCUCUUUAUCACACACAGAUAUCGAUGAAUGCGACCCAUCUGGACUGUCAUCUGAUUAUCAACAUCUGGCCAACCAAUGUCAUGGUGAUGCUAACUGUACAAACACUAAGGGCUCAUACAACUGUGGCUGUCAAGAGGGUUACUAUGGAAGUGGAAAAGACUGCAAAGGUAAUAGUGAUUUAUUGGCUUCAAUUUAAGUCCUGGGGGAAACUGAAACACUAUAAGGAAACCACACUUCAUUUUCAGAUAUCGAUGAAUGCACAUCUGGAACACACAAUUGCCAUGUGGAUGCCAACUGCAGCAACACAAAAGGUUCAUUUUAUUGCACUUGUCAUGCGGGAUACUCAGGAAAUGGAGUUACUUGCGUUGGUAAGUAGGAUCUUGGCUGAGUGAAACAAUAAUUUUGAAAAUUAGUCUUUUAAUCAUGCUAUCGAAAGAGAGAAAAGAGUCACCCCUCAAAAAGGCUCUAUUCAUUGUUGAUGCUGUUGUUGUCCUUUAAUAAGAUAUCAGCGAGUGUCAGCUGGAUACCCUGUCAAGCAAUCAUGUCCAGCAGUAUUCCCACAACUGCCAUGGUGAUGCUAACUGCACUAAUACUAAGGGAUCGUUCUACUGCACCUGUCACCAUGGCUACUCUGGAGAUGGAGUCAUUUGUGUUGGUAACUACAUACCUUAUGCUUUCUUUUCUUUUGCUAAUGAGAAAAUAUUGAUUUCUGAUUUCGUUCAUUUGAAGAUUUAUGACGCGAAAGAGGAAGGGAUGGAAACGUUGCACUCUUUUCUUAAACUCUUCUGAAAGUAAUGCAGUCAUCGCUGUUCCAGUUUUCCAUCUGUAUUUACACCUACGACUUUCAGCUGGGCUCUAACUUGUGGAAAAUUACGAGACAUAAUCAGCGUGUAACCAACCUCAAUCCAUGGGGAACAAAUUUUUCAAAAAGGUUUUAUCUGACUAAAAGCUCUCAUGGUUCUCUCUUUCCAGAUAUAGAUGAAUGUUUUCCAUUACAACUAUCAUCUCAAUAUGAGGAUUUUGCACACAAUUGCCAUGACGACGCCAACUGCACUAAUACCAAGGGGUCCUUCUAUUGCACUUGUCAUCCAGGAUAUUCAGGGAACGGUGUCUACUGUGUCGGUAUGUAAAUAUAACAAUCAAAUGGUAAAUGUCAACUCAUGAUUCAUGCAUUCCUAAUCUAACAACUUAUAUGCGACUAACUCCUGGUCUAUAACCCUAAAAUAAUUUAACUGUUCAUUAUGACUCAAUUAGGAGGUGAAUUUAAUCUAGCUUCUUUCCUGGUUUAUUUUGUUACCAAAUGCCCCCUUAGUAUCCCCUUUCUUAACUUUGUUUUGUUGCAGACAUCGAAGAAUGUAACAAAGAUACUGACAACUGCCACGCUGAUGCCAACUGUACGAAUACCAAAGGUUCAUUCUACUGCUCGUGCCAUGAGGGGUACUCGGGGGAUGGAGUUAUUUGCUCAGGUAUCUUAAUCUCGCUUUGUGAAGGUCUGUUAUUACUUGAAACCAUUAACUAUAUAAAAUGAUACGAAACAAUAGUUUGCUCUGUGUUAUUCAGUGACCUUAAUACGAAACAAGAUUGCCAACCAUUCUAACCUUUUGAAAAGCUUCUGAAUGGAAUAUAAACGACUGUGAAUAUAUGAAAGUCAUGUAUUUGAACUGCGGAUAAAGACGUGAAUAUGAAAGUGAUCUUCGCAGUAUUGAACACUAGUUGAGCAGUAGUGAAAAUAAGGCCUGAAAAAAUUCAGGCUUGUACGGAAUUUGAGCCCAUGACCUCUGCGAUACUAGUACAGUGCUCUACCAAUUGAGCUAACAAGCCAACUGGGAGCUGGUCAUUAUGUUGGUUCCAAAUAAACCCGUGAGGAGGUGAAUAGACGACUGUGAAUAUAUGAAAGUCAUAUGUUUGAACAGUCGUUGUUAAUGUUAAUGUUGUAGAUCUGAACGAAUGUGUCAUUGGGACCCAUAACUGUCAUGCUGAUUCCAACUGCUCGAACACAAAGGGUUCAUUCUACUGCACAUGUCUGACUGGUUACUCGGGAGAUGGGGUCGGUUGCGUUGGUAUGUAUGGAAACGUUUGUUUUAUGACUAACGAUAGUAUUGACCAAGUAUUAUCUUAAGGGACGUUACCAUCCAUAACCGCCGCUUCGAAUAUUUUCACUUAUUUUAUUGGUUUGAAUAUUUGAAUACAUGCAUUAUGAAAGAGAGACAAAAAAAAUUAUGUGGUAAUAGAAAACCUGUUUACAAAGACAUUGAUUGAAACACAAAAGAAAUUAAGAGUACGCUUACAUAAAGAAAAUUACGAGAAGUAUACUUUUUUAUUUUGUUUGAUGUUAUAUCAAUAUCCUCAUUAAUAAAAAUUCAAAAAGGCUGAAAUGAAACAGAUAUCGAGAAUCUCACUUUCUUAGAAUGUGAGCAUUUACGUUCUUCGUAACAUGUAUGAUCAGAAUUUAGAUCCUCUUUUUUAUGAUAUUUUUUUCAGACAUAGACGAAUGCUCUCCUGGUAGUAUUUCUGGUCAGUAUAAAGAUCUUGCGCACAACUGCCAUGUCGAUGCCAUUUGCUCCAACACAAAGGGAUCAUUCUACUGCACAUGUCAUAAGGGAUACUCUGGAGAUGGAGUUAUUUGUCAAGGUAACUAAAGAAUAAAGAAGAAGUCUGUAUGGCGGAACCUGCUUUUUUUCCCGUAGUUUCGGACAAAUUAAUUGACGCCCAUGCAUUAAUUUCUAGUAAGUAUAGUGUGUGAUUUGCGAUCCUUGCGAUUGUUUUUUUUCCACAGACGUGAACGAGUGUUCCCCUCCUAGUCUGUCAUCUGAAUAUCAACAUUUGGGAAACAUUUGUCAUGACGAUGCCAACUGUACUAAUACCAAGGGAUCAUACUACUGUACCUGUUUAGUAGGGUAUUCAGGGGAUGGAGUCACAUGCCAAGGUGAGAUAUUUCUUUAUCUUUUCCCAAUAGCAACUUCAUUUAAAACAGGUUUGCUGAGUUUUGACGCCUUGGUCUUCUUCUCCAUACACAGAUAUCGAUGAAUGUUAUCCAGAUAGUAUCUCUGAUAAAUAUGAACGUCUUGCUCACAAUUGUCAUCCGAAUGCAAAUUGCACCAAUACCGAGGGCUCAUUUUAUUGCACGUGCAAAACUGGUUUCUCCGGCGAUGGGGUCACGUGUGAAGGUAAGGUGGUAAAACAAACACACCUCUUGACAUUGCUUCUUUUGAAGCUUAUUAAAACAUUUAGAAAUGACUAAAGUUUUUCUCGAGAACACUUGUUUCCUAUUCAUAUUUGUUACACCAUAGAUAUCAACGAAUGCCACCCAGAUGAUUUAGCACCAUCCCACAGUUACUAUGCUCACAACUGUCAUAAUGACGCCAACUGUACCAACACAAAGGGAUCCUUCUUCUGCACUUGUCAUACGGGAUACUCAGGAGAUGGAGUGAUUUGCGAAGGUACCAAUAAAAUCCAUUGUUUCCUCAAGUCGGAAAACAUGUUUCCUCUUAGUCAUUGUUAGAAUAAAGGCCGUGGAGGCUGAUCAAUGAGGUAUAGGUUUGAGCGAUCUGCAAUUUUUCAAAAUAUGUUACAAAUGAUCCUUCUUUACCUCCUUAAUCUUCCGCAGUCAUGUCACGUCAUUUUUUUUUUCUUUUUUUGGGGGGGAUGGGCUGUUCGAGCCUCUCAUUUAGGGGAGAUGUGGGAAAGAGCGGCAAGUGACAAACAGUGGUUGCAGCUGCCUCCAUUUUUUCUUUACCUGAUCUCGGCCAUUUUUCGCAGAACCGCCCGCUAUUUUGCUUAUUUCCUUUGAGCGAGUGCCUUGGGCGACGAGCUCAAAGAAUGAGUAUAGUUUAUUUGAAAAUGUAUCGAACUGACACCAUUUCCUCUAUGAUUCAGGUAUUCUAUAUUCCAAAUGUACAAGAGAAGCUUAAAUUGAGGGAGACCUAUGUUGUCUCGGGGGGUUUAAACAUAUGAUUCACUUACUCUUUGAUUAAUCCUUUUAUCUCCUCAGAUGUGAACGAAUGUCACCCAAGUGAAAUCUCUGAGGAAUAUAAAAACCUUUCUCACAAUUGUCACGUAGACGCCAAUUGCACCAACACCAAGGGCUCAUUUUUCUGCACAUGCUUAAAUGGGUAUUCAGGCGAUGGGGUCAUGUGCGUUGGUGAGAAUCAGUUGAUAUGAAAGUGUAAUGAAUUAACGAAAAUUUAGUUAGCUGCAUUCAUCCAAACUGAUGAUGUAACUAAGGAUAAUUACAUAACGCCCUGUUUCCUGUCGCAAACUUCUAAUCCUGAUCCAUAUUGCUAAUAGCUAACGCUGGUAACAAUUCCCUCCUUACUAUGCAUCAGAAUAUCUUGAACUACGGUAUAUUUGAGCUAAUACAUAGUCUUGAUGCCACUUCUUCAGUCCAGGUAAGUUCAAAUGAUAUUUGAUGCGAUGCUAACUUGUCGUGCUUCUCAUCUUUUGCACGUAAUUUAGUAAUAUCACAUGCACUUGACAAAUACAGCUCUGAUAUCAACAAUUUGAUACUAGUUUUUUUACUUCUUUUCAUAUUUUAUCAUAUCAACCUUCCUUUUCCAAGACAUUGAAGAGUGUCUGACCGCCAGAGACAACUGCCACUCGGACGCUAACUGCAGCAACACCAAAGGAUCAUUUUAUUGUACUUGCCAUACGGGAUAUUCUGGAGAUGGAGUCGCUUGUGUGGGUAAGAGAGCAUAGUUAUGAUGUUGAUCCACAAAACGAUUUCCCAUUUGCCAUAAAAUGAAAAGAAUUGUAAACCAUCAGAUGAAAUCCUUUAAGGCGAACCAUUCGGUAUGGCAAUAAAAUUGAACAGUGAGACACGACGUUUCGACCAAACUUCGGUCAUUUUCAUUUGAAUGAUAGGAAUGUCACGAUGAAUAUAAAUAUACGCGUGUAAGAAGUGUAAAAUUUUUUUUGGAAGUGUAAACGGACAUUAAGAACACACAAAGAGAAAAAUAAUCGCAAGCUAAUUACAAUAACCAAAUUAAAAAUAAAAAUAAAAAUUAAAAACCUAAUUAAAAACCUUGUACGAAUUGAGUCCGACUGCACAUUGAAAGCAGGUCUCAGUUCUUGAAUAAAACCACAUUUCAUAAACUAGGCGGUCAAAUUUGUUCGUACACCUCUUUAAAUACAAAAAUUCUUCGUACGAUUCCUUGGGGCCAAAGAAUGCUUGUCGCGAAAAUGCUAGCCAAUAGAUGAAGUCGAGUUUCUGUGUUCUUGAACACGUUGGUGCAGAUGCAGAUGGCGGCGUGUAAAACCAACAUAACCUGCACUGCACAGGCCACAUUUAAAUUUGUGCAGAUGCAGAUGCAGAUGCAGAUGGCGGCGUGUAAAACCAACAUAACCUGCAUUGCACAGGUCACAUUUAAAUUUGUAAACAGGCCACUGUUGAUUCACAACCGCUGGUCUCGCUCUUCGUAACUUGAGAUCUUGUUCGAUUUUCUGGUUGACAAAUAGAGGCUGUACAGUCGUGUGGAUCUUCUGACUCAAAUCGUUAAGUCGAACACGUACGAUAUCAGCUGAGGUAGGACAACACGAAUGGGGUCUGUUCGAUCGCUUACAGUCGGUGAGGAAACAGGUUGAUCCGAUGCAUUCGGUAUGGAAUCCAAAAGAAACAUAAACUCAGUACAACUCUAACGAAAACGCAGAUGCUACAACCACGAUAGUACUUUUUUCAUGGAUCUUCAUAGAAAUUUUGGAUCAAUAUCAGUAUCUGGGCAACUGCCCACCCACCCCUCCCCUAACUCAACAACAGUCGAUUGACAACAAGUUAAGGUUAAUGUUGGGUUAACAGAGGGGUAGGUGGGUAGUUGCCCAGAUACUGAUAUUGAUCCGAAAUUUUAAUAUUUCCCACUUUUGAAAAUUUUUCCUCACUGUCUUCUCUAUCUGUCCAUUAGAUAUUAACGAAUGUUCUUCGGACAUGUUGUCUGUCAACCACACACAUUAUGCUAAUGACUGCCAUGAUGACUCAAACUGCACCAACACAAAAGGAUCCUUCUACUGCACGUGUCUCGAUGGAUAUUCCGGAAAUGGGGUCUCUUGCGUCGGUAUGUCCUCAGUUAACUUCAAAAGAACUGCUCGCCAAAUUUAAUUCCCUCAUUUUCAUUUGUCCACGUGAUUUCUGGGUGAUUUCCAUUGUUCUCUUUCUAGACGUGAAUGAAUGUGAUCCUGAUGGAAUCAGCGACAUCUACAAAUAUUUGGUGCACAACUGCCACAAUGAUUCCAACUGUACCAAUGCAAAAGGCUCAUUUCAUUGUACCUGUUUAAUUGGAUAUACCGGAGAUGGCGUUUGGUGUGAAGGUGAGACGACUGGAAUGGAAUAUUUUACGGCGACUGUUUAGUUGUUUUCAGUCCAUUUUUAUAAUAACAGUCUCGAAAAGCUCCUUUUUCUCUUAGAUCAAAUAAUAAAGGCUUGCAAAUUCAAACAAUGAAGAGGUCACGAAACGAAAUAAACUGGAUUAACUAACCUUUUUCCCCCAAAAUUCACAUAAAGCACGGCUUGAGCACCUCAAGUCAUCAGGAAUUUUAAAGAACAAGCACCAUAGAGAUUUUAAAUUGCCAUGAGUGCAACAAACUUCCACUCUUAAUGGCCUCUGAGCAUGGUAUUUUAUAUAAAUAUGUUUGUACAAGUCUCCUAUUUCAAAUAGACAUCGACGAAUGCUACGCAGAAACCGACAAUUGUCAUGCUGAUGCAAACUGUUCCAACACCAAAGGAUCAUUUUACUGUACGUGUCACUCGGGAUAUUCUGGAGAUGGGGUGAUUUGCGAAGGUAAAAUGAGGAUAACUUUAGUUUGAAAACUCUUCAACUCAUAACUCGAAAUUCAAUUUUUAUCAGACUGUAAUAUCCUUCAUACAAUAGAUCUCCCCCUCCUUUUUCCCGUCCUUAUUCGAGAAGACUGCAACGUCUAACCAUUUGACAGAUGUCACAACAAAGGCUACACAUUCUCCUCAGCUAUUUUAAUUUAAGACCCUAAAUGUUGGUGCGGUCUGGGGCUUGAACCCUCGAUGAUCCUCCCACAAGGCAGUCUGGUGCUCUAAACCUGAACUAUCCAGGCGGCGGCGUUAUCUAGUAAUGAGAAUUAGAAUUUCUGCAAUAUGUUUACCAUAGAGGUAUUGAACAUGUGAUAUAUUACGUCUUUAAGUCUCUUCACGUUGAUUUACCAAUAUUGCGGCAUACAUCGAAUAUCAAACGCUUUUUUACAUUUUUUUAGACAUCAACGAGUGUUCUCCACAUGAUCUGGCGGCCAACAACUCACAUUACGCGCAUAAUUGCCAUGCUGAUGCUAACUGCUCCAACACCAAAGGAUCAUUUUACUGCACAUGUCACGUGGGAUACUCUGGAGAUGGUGUUAUGUGUUUGGGUGAGUUUCCAUCUGCUGACGUAUAUAUUUACUUCGGCUUUGUUAACCUUUUCAAGACUCAAGGGGUCAUUUUACAUUUGUUAAAGUUAAUUGUAAUUAUAAAACUUAAACCAUCAUUUGGCAUGUCUUAAAUUAUUGUUGGACCACUUGAACCACUUUCUCUAGAUAUUGACGAAUGUGAAACUAGUACUGAUAACUGCGACGUGAACGCCCACUGCAACAAUACCAAAGGAUCCUUCCGGUGCACUUGCAAAGUUGGCUAUUUUGGAGAUGGCGUUGUGUGUAAAGGUGCGUUAUCUGUAAGAAAACGAAAUCUGUAAAACGAAAAAAAAUUAUCGUGUUGAUAGUUAAAGCGGACAGUUUUCUCUUUCGUGAGGACACUCGCGCCCUGACCUACUUAAGUCAUUUAAAAGAUCGAUUCAUGUUCUUGAAUUUAUUUUAGUAUUCAGCAUGAAAUAACACGACCAGCUCUGAAUAAUAAUAAUUUGAAAUGAAAGUUUACAGUAGAUUAGUUAAGUUGUGUAUCACAUUUGCUGUCGUAGAUAUCGACGAAUGCACUGAAGACAUACAUAACUGCCAUGAUGAUGGUAUUUGCAUCAACACAAAUGGAUCAUUUUAUUGCCUUUGCCAAGAGGGUUAUACCGGCGAUGGCGUCAAUUGCACAGGUAAUGAUUUUCGUGAUCGAACCCAUUUUUUUAUGAUUUCCCUCUUCGUAUGAGCGUGUGUGUUUUCACUUUCCGUUUUAUGCUCUACCUGAGGAAAACCUUGAUUCAUGAUCUUACAGCGCUGUAAGGCAGUAGUAAUUAACCAUUAUUAGAUGAGGUUGAGCAAAAAAAAACUGAUUUCUGGACAAAACUACGCACGAGUAGGAUAUGUCAGUAAAAGCCAAUUGAUGGUAUUAGGCAUGAGUGUACCAUACAUUAUUAGGCAGUUGUUUAAAAGACAAUGAAAAGAAGGAAAAAUUAAAGGGGUGAAAAUUUAUAGUAUCUGACUUUGCAAAACGACACACUAAAAUUUGAAGCUUUCAAUAACUAGAAACUUGUUAUCAAAGUUAAGAAACGAAAAAGGAUAAUACGGCAUAGCAGCAGAUGAAUUUCUUUAACAUAAACCCUCUCUCUAAGUUCUGAGAGGAACUUCAUUUUAUUGAUCUCAGUUCUACCGAGUCAUUUGACACCCAUUCUCCAAUAUGUAUCCUUCUUCCUUUUACCAGACGUGGAAGAGUGCAGCCUGAGCAUCCAUACCUGUGAUGAACACGCAACGUGCACCAACACAAAAGGAUCAUUCACUUGUGCCUGCGAUCGUGGUUAUCAUGGCACAGGCUACAAGUGUGUCGGUGAGACUAGAAAUAGACGCUUAGUAAUGGAUUGAUGUACUCGACUUGUGCCAAAAUACCCGAUAACAUACUCAGUUUUUAAUCUAUGGAUCUGUUAUUUUAGAUACUGACGAGUGUAACUACGAUUUGGAUGACUGCCAUGCUGAUGCACUUUGCAUUAAUACCAAUGGAUCCUUCAACUGUACAUGUUUGAAAGGCUACUCUGGAGAUGGUGUUUUCUGCGAGGGUAAGGGGAGAAUAGAAUAUUUUCUUUCUUAUGAAAGCAGAUUACAAAAUUAAAAGGGCUAAAACACUUCUGAAGAACAGACGAAGAAUCAGUUAUUAAUAGUGAGUAUGAGCAUGAUGUUUACAGAAACGGCAAAUGGCAAAAACGAACUUUAAUUUUUCCUAGCCUACUCCAUACUCCUUGAAAAUUUCAUUCACUCCUUUUAUUGUUGUCGUGUUUUUAAUUUUGCACAUUUACUUAUAGAAGAAGCUUUUAGUUUUAGUAAAGACUCAAGUUUGGCAUGACAUAUUUUCAACGAUAAGGAAAAUUACAGCUUUUUCUCAGAUACAUCCUUCAGUCUGGAUGGAGCCGAUGAUUAAUGGUUGAUGUCCUUUUAAAAAAAUGCAUCUUUUUAGAUAUUGACGAAUGUGAAACAGCAACGCACAACUGCAGCUGGGGUGCUUCGUGCAACAAUAGGAAAGGAUCUUUUUACUGCACCUGUUCCCCUGGAUUCUCUGGGGAUGGUUUCCGCUGUGCAGGUGAAAAUAUGAUACGUCUAUUAAAGUAAAUUUUAAUUAACCCACGUAAUUCGAAAGUGAGAAUACAGCGUUCUUUCGAUUAAUAAAAGGAAAACAAAGCAAAACAUGGGAAACUAAGAGAACACGAAUAACAGUGUCUUUCAUUGACGCUCACAUUUCGAUUCAUGAACGUGUCCGCAAGAAAUCGCUUGUAACUGGAUGAAGGCAGUUAAAAAUAUUGAAAUAUGAACGUAUCUCACCGUAUGUACAUUCUAGCAGAUCAGCUACGUUUAUCAUAUUUCUUCUUUAAAAAUUAUCCGUAGGAAUCUUGCAGUGCAUAGCAGGUACCUUGGUGGCUACUUUUAUUGAUUUUUUCGUUUUUGGUCCAUGUAACUUUCUGGCAGAUAUCAACGAAUGUGAAGUUCUAACACACAACUGCCAUCCUGACGCCGAAUGUACCAACUUGAACGGUUCUUUCUACUGCACUUGUAACCACGGAUUUCGUGGAAAUGGAACAGAUUGUGAAGGUGCCUGUUUAUAAAAAUUGUGAUCAAACUUUAUUUUUCAGUCAUUGCCUUAUCAAAGCUGUUUACGCUGCAUGGCCUACCUUAUCCGAAAAGAUGCAUUUCAUCGUAACAUCCCAGUUGACCAUGUGACCCCACAGCAUACACCGACACACAUGUUGAUAUCCGCCCAUGAUAUAAAGCAGGAUAUUACAGGAUAAAAUCAAGAAAAUAGUUAAAACAGCUGCAUCUUUGUACUGCUGAUGAAAAGUAAAACAAAUAACUAUUUCUCCAUCUAUUUAGCAUUUUAGCGGUCUUUAAAAUUAACGUUCUCAUAAACAUAUUGGCGCAAUUUCACCAGCACGAUGAUUUUAUUUUUUUAAAGAUUUGGACGAGUGUUCAGGCAAGUCACAUAACUGCAAGGGAUCGUCUAUUUGCAAUAACACGCACAGCGGCUUCAACUGCAUUUGCUUGGCAGGAUAUCGCUAUAAUGGUUCCGAUUGCUGGGGUAUGUAUCUUGCACCAAGUUCAGCGUAAAAGAAAUCUGUCUAAUAAAACCGUGGCUCAAAACUCUUCCGCUCUCGAUUUGAGUACAAAAAUUCUUCAGUGAUGAUGGUUGACGUGGUAUAAGUUUUAAAGAGGAUUGGUUCAACAGUAAAAAGCACGGAGGCCCCCUCAUUUGAAACACUUUUAUCGCUAACUCAGCGGACAUGUUGAAACAGAGUACGAAGUUUCAUCGAAAAUCUAUCGCAAGCUGUAUUUCCAGGGAAUCAGCUUGAUGGUGCAUACUACUGGGGUAUUAAGGAGACAUUUGCCUUGCAACAUUUUUCAUAAGCUUUGCAAUGAUUCUCGAUUGAAAUUCUUGUAUAUUUACACUUUUGGUGAUUUCUAAAAAUGUGGUUCAAUAAUACUGAAAUCACAGCGAUAAACAAGGAGACUGAGUACAGCCAAGGGGCCUGACGUUUUAGUUAUCUAGCUCAAAAUAGUUUCCUUGUUUUGCUUUCCAUUCAACUUUUUUUUUCCUCUUUUACAGACAUCGACGAAUGCAGUGAACAAACACAUAACUGUCAUGAGGUGUACGGUGUCUGCACCAAUCAGGCGCCUUUCUUCCUAUGCACUUGUGCAUUGGGUUCUAAAGGAAACGGAACUUAUUGCGUUGGUUAGUUAAACAAAUAUUUGAUUUCCUAGUGAAGUAAUUGUUUCGAAACAUUUUUCAUUUUAGGGAAGGCAAGCCAGCACUCAUACAAAGUAAAAAACUUCCACGCCACCUUUCAUACAAUGACAUUGGCAUAAGGGUUGAUUUUGGUGUCGUAAACAUUGUUCUAAUUAUCAGUCAAUUAUAUUCUAGUACAGGUCAGCCCAACCAUAUGCAUGAUAUCAUUUCCCUCAAGCUCUAGAUCUCGUUUACAAGAUUGACUUAAAGCUCCCAGCAAAUAACUGGAUUGAGGAAUAUCGAUUUUCCAAUACCACCCAAUUUCAGAAACUUUCCCAGGAAAUAGAGCAAGGGGUACGUAUGUUAUCAAAUAUCAUACCUUUUCCUCCUACUUUUUAUUGUUGUGAAUGAUAGUUCUUCCUUUCCGUCGAUUGUCACCCUCAAACUGUAUGAUGAUAUGUAUAUUUUUUUAGGUUGAUUACGUAUACACAAGUGAUGAAUCUUUCUUACGGAUGUAUGUUGCCGCCCUUCACAACAGGUAUUUGCACUAUGGAAUUUGUUUAUUAAUAAUACCAGCGGCUGCUUAGGGGAGGACACGCUGUGAGGCAUUAGACCGGUUUUAAAUGUUGUUUUCAUUUUAGAGAAUCUAAGAAAAUGUGAUGCAAACGACCUUGAAUGGCGACAAUAAUACCGUGUAUAUAAGAAGGACUUUUCUUCGGACUUUAUUUCAAAGUGUCCAUGUUUUUUGUUGCAUUUUUCGCCAAAUAAGUCAUCUAUUUACUUACUUGUUUCUAGAGCCCUUCUCAUUUCUUCGUUAGUAAACUGAAUGAACUUUUUUUGUCAUACAAAUACUACUUUUACUGCCCUGUGUUUCUUUACGUAAUAUGACAUCGUAUAAUUCCCUUUCCUUGAGUCUUCGUUGCUAAAGAAACGAGGGAUUAAGCACUCGAAUCUGUAAGUAAUAACAAGAAGCUCUAGGGACAUGAGGAACUUAGGGUAAAUGUAGAAUUGGUUUACUUAAUAAUGGACGGUCCCUUCUCUAGCGAUGGGAUAGUACAGGCUGAGCUCUGGAUGGUGUUUACCUCAGAUGCAACACUUCCUAUCAGACCUCUUAACUUAGCAGUAAAGAGAGAAAGACUGAAACACCUUUCCAUAGAAAUGGAUGGCUAUGUUGUCACACAAGUGGUUGGUAAGUUAGAUUUUCAAUGCCAAAAAUGACUAUUUUGUAUAAGCAAAAGAUAAAAAGUUCAUUGAAAUUGUCCAUUUUGCUAUCUAAUAACGAAACAUUUCUUGUUGCAGAAAGAGUCGAUUGUCCGCUUAUAUGUUCUGAAUUUUCGUAUUGUGCAAGAAAUGGUUCUUCAUUUGAAUGUGUUUGCACUCGAGGUUACAAUGGUGACGGACAUGGGUGCAUUGGUAAGGGAACUUUGAUAAACAUCUUAAACAACGAUUGUACGAGAACACAGAUUAGUAUUUUGAAUAUCAGAACACAAACUCCUUACAGAAUAAAAGCUGUCUUUUUACUUUACUCGUUGUUAGACCAGGAUGAAUGUACAGUGAACAAUGGCGGCUGUCAGCAUAUGUGUAUCAACAGUCCACAUGGGAGCUAUCAGUGCUUGUGCAACCAGGGCUUCUUUCUCCAUAGUGACAGGAGACAAUGCCGAGGUAAGAUUCAAAACUACAGGAACUGAUUUCCUGUCUUGUCAUGCAAACUGAAGUCUUCUUUCUCCACUUGCAGCAUCUGAGGGUGAGUCGGCAUAUUGUGCAUCUGAAUGGAGCCAAGACGUCUUGUGGAGUCAUACAGUAGAAAGCAGCACAGACGUCAAAUCUUGUCCACAGGAUCACUUUGGUGGUGAGUUAUAUCUAGAAUGGAGUUAAGGUAUCUUGUGUCGCCUUAGUAUGCUUUACUAGGCCCUGAUAGCCCAUAUUGAAAACUCGUAUGCCACGGUUUCAACCAAUUACAAGUAAAAUCAAAACCAUUGCGGCUUGAAUAAAGGGGGUAAGUUUCUAAAGAAACUGAGGCGCUGUAUCGGUGGAAGAGUAUAACAGGGUAACUUGAAAUUAUCAACUGAGUUGAUAACGUAAAUUGGCCACUGUAAAGGGUUUCAAAGCGUUCUGAAGAAGGGCUAAUGCUCGAAUCGUCAGCUUUGAAACUCUUUACGGAAGCAAAAGUUAUGUUAUCAACACAGUUGAUAAUGCCAUACUACCCUAUUUGCGGUUUGGUUCCUCCCAUAUUUCCUCUUUUUGAAGCUGUUAGUAUAUGUUUACUCUAUGUUCAUCGAUCUCUCGUUUUACAUUGCCUAUGCGAUUUGUGAUUGUUUUUUUUUGCGAAAAUCAAUAGAGAAAUGCUCACUUAUAAAGCUAAUUUCUCCUUGAAUAGUGAAGUGAGUCCAUGGAUUUUUACUAAUAUUGUUCUUGUCUUUAUUACAGUUUAGCUAUAAUAUGUGUUUAUGAUGUUUUUAAUACAAAAUUUAUAGAACAGAAUCAAUGGUUGUAGAUAGAAAUGAGAGAGAUGGUAAGUUUUGAGCUCGGUAAAGAAAUGGUGAAAGAUGUUUAUUUCGUCUUGUCACGAGCGUGGGACAAAGAAAAAAUUCUGAGUCCCCAUGAGGAAUCGAACCUCAGACCUUCGGAUUCCGCGCUCCGAUGCUCUAACCACUCAGCCACAGAGACUCCACGGUGAGCGAGGUCUAUUACGAAGUUCAUAUGACACGCGUCCUGCAUACCGCUAGGAUCAGCAAUUUCGGAAGCGCAAUGUUUGUAGAUAGAAAUAAGAGAGAUGAUAAGUUUUGAGCUCGGUAAAGAAUCAGUGGUGUAUGUAACUUGCUGCCCGAAAGGUACAUUUCUUUCUGUUUAACAGGAGAUGCGCGGAGAAUUUGUUACAGCGGUAUCAGUAGCGGAGUGUGGGGAGUACCAGAUCUCACUCGCUGCUUGACUAAGGCAAUGUAUGAACUCCAACAAAAAGUAAGUGAUUAACUUGUUUAUUUUGUGUUUUCUUUGUUUCUUAAUCUGUUGCAACCCGCGUGCACUUUUGAGGGCCAUACCCGAUGGCGUUAGCAGGGUCUCAAAAUGUCGUACAGCCCCGCCGGCUGCAAUUUAAGUGGAGAAGGGAAGAAAGGAAACGACUGUCAUACACUGAAAUGCUUAUUGACUGACUGUGGUGGGGGCGGAAGGGGAAAAUUUUUAGUCCCUGGCUCUCCCACUUAGUCAAUAACAUAAUAUUUACACGAUUUUUUUUUCAGUGUGGGUGACUUUUUUGUAUUUCAUGACCAAGUAUCUAACACUUUUUAUUUAUUGCUCCUUCUUAACAGUUUUCAAUACUUCUAAAGGGAGAACCCAGCUUUUCAGAUUUGCUGGGCAUUGGAAGGGAACUUCGACAUAUUCUGGACCCAAAAGUUGACAAGAUCUAUGCAGGAGAUAUAUUCGCAGCUGUGGAUAUCAUGAAUGAUUUAAACGAAAGGAUUACGUACUUAAUGAAGAACAUUACCAAAGAUGAAUUAACGAACUUUCUCGAGGUAAAUACGUCGCAUAUUAUUUGUAGAAUAUCAACUAGAGAUGCCACACCGUAAUACCUUCCCUUAUUCUCCUACCCCAGUUUUUCAACUGUUGUUUUGUUAUUACCAUAUAGUUUGUGGAAACUAUUUGCUCUGAUGUUGCAGAUCAUGGGUGAUGUUGUGAGUAAUCUUCUUCACGUAGGAAACAGACAGGCUUGGAACGGAAUGGAUAAGGUAAAAAAUUGUUACCAAAUACACUUUCGUGUUUAUGUACAGCUAAUGGAAUAAAAAUUAUUUUUCGGAACCAGAAGCCCACAACUUUCUCUGAAACUGAUGAAUCAGUUACCGUGAAAAGUCAUUAGCAUUUUUAACGACCAUCAUCAUUGAUUAUGAUCCCAUCGAAUAAGUUAGAUCUCGAAAAUCUGACUCAAUUUUUCUCCAAAAAAAAUUACAAAAAAAGAUUAAGGCAUAGAAAGAGCGUUGCUUUAUUCUACGCGUAUCAGUAUAAAUUACUGAAUCAAAUUUUUCCUGUAGAUUGCGCUUAAGGCCACAGACAUGGUGGCUGCUUUAGAAGAGAGUGUUACUGCUGUAGCUUACCAGCAGGUGCAAGAUAUGUUAAACAACGCCAUUACAGAUCCAGAAAAGUUUCACAAUCUAAGCUUGAGAACCAAAUCGCCUAAUGUUGGUAAGAACCUAAUCAUCAAACUGACUGGAAUAUAUUUUUUUGCCUAAAUUUUACUGUAUAUAUUUGAGAUUUUAAACGAUUUUUAUUUUCGUUAUAUAAUUAUAUCUUCAUGUUUAUGUACUUUGUAUAGAGAUAUCCAUCGAUGUGGUUGAGAUGAUUGAGUUCCGAGGAAUUUUACAUUCACUGAUGUAUGAUCUGUCUGCGGUUGGUGGAAAUGGAUCCAUCAUUCGGAAUCAGAUUUAUUAUCCACCUUCUCUCUUUGAGAAUGCACUAAAGGACAAAUUAGCCUCAGGUGGGCCGUGAUCUGGUGAUAAUGCAACCUGAAUAAACUAAACCACAAAAAAUGUAUGUAGAAUAACUAUUUCAGUUUCUUCCUGAAAUCGAUAGCACCACCACCACAUCUAUUAGUUCACUUCAAAAGCGGCAGCUGACGAACGGCCAAACUUUGAAUUCAGAUAGGUUUACAUGUUUUAUCAUUUUGCCGAUAGUUUCCUAUUUAAUAUGUCGUCCAAGUUUUUCCAGGGCAUUCUGAAAAAUUUUUUCAAGCUUAAGAACAUUAAGCCUGAGAGAAUAAAUGAAACAGGCAAAACCAGGUAAUUGCGCAAGAAAUCUUCGCAGGAACCGAGAAAUUAUUAACCUUUUUUUGUUUUAGGCUUCUAUAGUAGUCUUGGCUGCUUUACUGAUAACGACAAAGACCGCGCAGUGCCAACUAUGGAAGGUACACAUGAGUUAUUGAAAGGAAGCUUCCUCACUCGCACGGAUGCUGUGGAGAAGUGUGCAGAGGUGACAAGGAGUCGUGGUUGGAGGGUAUUUGCUGUCCAAGAUGGCGGAUGGUGCGCAUCAAGUCCUAAUGCGCAGCGAACGUAUAACAAAUAUGGGACCGCUUUGAAUUGUGUCAAUGGCAAGGGAGGCAUGCUCGCUAACGACGUGUAUAUCAUUAAUGGUAAGAAACAACGUGGUGCUGUCUCGCAAAUUACCGGAUUAUUUAAGUGAAAUGAAAUAACACCAUUGUUCUGGUCUUGGAUGUGAAUUUUCGGAAAUACUGUAUAUAGGAAUUAACUUCGUGUUGCAGCAUAUUUAACAAUAGCAAUUGACUCAAAGACGUGCCUCAUACAACAUACAGCUUAAGUUGCCUGUCCUUAGCCGAACUUUGUAUCGGAACCUAAUUCUCGAACAGUACUUAACUCCUAGCAGUGGUUGUGUUUGUGUCAGUCUAUCGUUCUCAAUUAAGACCUUCACUAAGUUUUUGUUUUGGUGUAAGUUCUCGAACAGUUGGCGCUCUAUUAGAAAUACUUUUUUAUACUUGCGAUUGUCGUUUGAAAGUAUUUCUGUCCUCGCACAUCAUGUUUGUUACUCCAAGAUAAAAUAAAAGGCAAGCACAUGCCGCCGUAAAGCCUAAUAGAUAGAUGGCUAGUCGAGCGUAUAUUUUGAAGAAAGUUCUUCAAAGCUAAUUAGCUACUACCUGAUUAACAGAAGAGUGAAGCAAUCUUCUGGUUGUAUCAAACGCAACCAAUAUACUUGAGAACUCAAGAGCCACGAGCCCCUUAUUAAGCACCAAUGCCUCUGAUACCAGCUUGAAAUGUAAAGUUCAACAGAUAAAGAUUAAGUGCAGUUUGCCAUUUAAAAGACCCUUACUUUAAAGAAACUUAGAGAACUGAACUCAUCGAAUACGAUCUCUACCUUUUAAAGAACGUUAGCAAGAUCAGUGGAUUAAUUGAAUGCAAUUUCGAUAACAGCUCGUUUUUUCCCUUGGUUAGCUUACUACACAAGUGUGUCGUCCGUCUUUUACAAGAACUUGGAAGGUUUGCUCACAUCAGAUCCUCUCUUAGAAAUAAGGUGGGAAAACGAUAAAAGUAGCUUUUCAUUACAAAAUAUAACAAUUUUCGAUUGCUUCAUUUCCUAUCAUCUUAUCUUUUUGUACUCGUUCAAAAUGUCCUAUCUAAUGGUGGUGUAUUUUCAGAUCUUUAAAGGAGAUGGGAGCAAAGAAGCCCUACAACAGAUCGGAGCUGAACUCCAUCAUCAUAUCAGGAAGAAUUAUUUCCGAGGAUCACUUUUAUCAGUCCCUUCCAGAGCCAAUUGAGUUGGUGUUUGAGCACUUGGUAAGAAACUUAAGCACUACUUAAAUUUUCUUGCAUCACUUUCCAAUCAUACAGAAUGAGCCAUUGUUUAGCCCACUACAAUGUAAAACACAAUUUUAUGCCUUUUGAUUCUAAUUUUCAAAAGUGAGUUUGAAGCAAAUUUUGUCAGACACGCCAUUUUGCAUAAUCUCGUCACUUGCCCAUUAUUUAGUUUGAGAGCAACGAAUUCCUACCAAACGUUAUAUUUUUUAAUAAAGGGGGAAAGUUUCUAAAAAAACUGUGGUGCUGCGUCGGUGGGAGAGUAUAACAGGGUAAUUUAGUAUUAUCAACUGAGUUGAUAACGUAGAUUGGCCACCGUAAAGAGUUUAAAAGCAGACGUUUCGAGCGUUAGCCUUUCGUCAGAGCGAUAGUUAUAUUUUUUACAUUUCUGUUUUCAGGAUCAGAAUCACACCUCCUCAGGUCUUUGUUGUUACUUCAACAUGGAAUCGACGUAAGUAGACAUCAUCCAAUUUGGAGAUCAAUUCCACAAGCUUUACUGUUUUGGCUCGGCCAUCAACGGUACAACAAACCUUGCAGUGACCAUGCGGACUAUUUGCACUUCCCUUAAGCACUUGAAAUGGCCUCAGUUGGAUUAAUAAAGCCAUUCUGGCACACGUAAAACGUUCACUUGUCAGUUCCCAAAGAUAUAAAUUUAUUUUUCUUUGCAGUGGACCCGACGAUCGAUGGUUUGACGAUGGAUGUUACUUGUACCAUACUAAUGCCACUCACACAAUUUGCCAUUGUUCACAUCUGACUAAUUUCGCUCUGCUUCUGGAUUUAUAUGGUUCUCCGGUAAAGUCAGGACCACGUGGCCUUUUUUUUCCUCUUAUAAUAAUUUGUCACAUUUUAUUCAUUUUAUCAUCCUGAGGGUGUUAAAACAGGCUUUUAUUCCUCUCCGCAAUGUCUAAACGACGCAGAACAGCGUUCCCGAGGUGGAGCCCUUUGUUCAGUGACGAAAAAACUCAUUAGCAAACCACUAAAAAUCUGUUUUAAAGACUGAAAAAAAGACUGAACGAAUAUUGUGACAUUCUGAGGCAAUAGGUAGAUACAUAAGGAAUCAGAUUUCUUCCAAUUAAAGUAUCUUGCAGUUUUUUUUCAGUUGCAGAAUCGAGAUUGUCAAUUAAGAUUGUGAUUAACUGUUAUAUAAACUUCAGUUUUUUUGUUUCGCAUUUUAGCAGAUUUAAAAAUGAAUGACAUUCAAAUUUUUACUCUAAUUUUUUCAGGAUGUCAUUGAGAAAGAUGAGGACUUGAUCUUGUCUCUAAUGUCUUAUGUGGGAUGCGUAUUGUCGUCCGCUUGCUGUUUCUUCUCAGUGUUACUCUACAGCAUCUUACAGUAAGUAGCUACAAUCGAGCAUUGUGCCAUUCCAACUAUCAUGUUAAGGACACUGAUGAGGAAGAAUCAAACAGACCAAAUAUACACACACGUAUAAAAUAGUGUGGUGUCAUAAUGUGGAUGACAGUUUUCAUUCCGGGAGGUUUAAUAUCUUUCCCAGGCCAGUUCGAAUUUUAAACAUCGUUUUCAUUUCCAUUUUCAAAAGUAACGAUAUUUUCACAAAAGCGGCCUUCAUUUGUGGUACUUAAACGGGUGUACGGUGUCCUCUCUUUUAUUUUUUUUCUUUUUCCUCUGUUGUUGUUUUGAUUUUUUUUUUUUUUUUUUUUCACCGAUGGAGAUUUUCGUCGAAAAGACUUAAUCUUAGAGUGAAGAUACUAAAUAUAUCGGUAAGAUUUAUGAACGACGGAUUGAUCAAUAUUGAUUUCAAUACAGAACAAAAAAGUGAUAUCCGCAAAAAAGAAGUGGUUUGUCUGCGGUAAUCUGUGGCGUUUUCUGUGGGACUGUCAUUCAGUUAGGGUGGAGAGCUACAGGAUCUUCUUGGGUAGCUCCAUUGAAGUUUUUGUUCCAUGGAAUGUUUACCCCCUUGCUCUCUUUGCACAACUGUGGUUUUUGAUUUUCGCUAAUCGUGAACAAAACUCGAAAUCACUCUUUAACCGUGAAGUAAUAUUAAACCGGAUAUAUAUGUGUCCUAUUUGGUAAGCUACAUUUGCAUCUAAAGAUAUCUUGUGCUUGUCGAUUUUCAGGCCAUUCAUUCGUUUGUUCUUUUUUCAGCCUCAAGGGAGAUCGUAUACAUGUGCACAAGAAUCUAGCAUUUAACAUGGGAGUUGUUCAACUUCUUUUCUUUUUUGGGACCGGUCAAACUCAGAACAAGGUAGUUAGAUCAAUAUAUGAGAUUCACAAUUCUUCAAUCGAUAAAAUUAUAAGUCAUUUGAAAGCAAUAUGUUCAUUCACAGGAGAUUAUGAUUUUUCAUUGUAAUCCUUCAAUAAGUUAGUGAUUUUGAUGAUUUUUCCUAACUCUGAUUUGUCUCUCGUAGUGGUUGUGUAAGGCUGUGGGGAUCGCGCUUCAUUUUUUCCUCGCUGCCAUGUUUGCUUGGAUGCUCGUGGAAGGAUGGCAUCUCUAUUUAGCCAUCAUCAAAGUACUUUCUACUCAGAAGAAGAGUUUCCUCAAGAGAUACUAUAUAUUGGGAUAUGGUAAGAUUUUAAUUCGCUCAAUUGUUCGCUCUUUGUAUUGUAGGAGUUGAAAACCAACUACUAGUUUAGUUUUCUUUGCCGUCAAGGAUGUAAUGAAGAGAGAACAUAACACUCAGUAGUUUUGCUCUUUAGUUAACCUCUCUGUGUUGAUAGCUAUGCCUUAGAACAUAGUAUGAUGGAGACUAGGUCAGGAUGAAACUGAUUGCAACUAUUCAUUUAGGUUUACCUACAGGCGUGACUGCCUUAUCCAUGGCUAUUUUCUGGGACAAUUAUGGAGUAGGGAAAAUGUGAGUAACACAGUCAUUUCAAUUAAACUGUGCAUCAAGAGAAAUAUCUGUAAAAUGCGGCACGGUUAAAUAAGCAAGAUCCACUCAUUAACAGUUUCAGUUAUUUUCAGUCACCUUAAUGUGUGUUUCACGUGAAAUAGAUAUUACAGAGAAUAUUUUUCUAUGGCGACCAUAUCACAGGACACGUGCAAGUUGCAAAAGGUGAAAAGCAACAUUCAGUGGCUUAAGCCUGGAUUUGAUCCAACUUGUUGUGAUAGGCGGCUCCUGAUUAGUGAUAACCGCUAUUUGAUCAUCUUAGAUCGGGUGGUAAUAGAUAUCUAUUUCGCCCCUUUCCAAGGAGUAAAGUUUCUCAAAGCAAAGGAACGUUUGUAUAUUGAAGCACAAAGCUUACUGACUUUUAAAUUAAAACACAUUCAAUGCGUCGGGCAAAUGAUCAUAAUGUUCAUUUAUGACUAGGAUUUUGUUUUACGCAGUUGCUGGAUGACAGAAAUUGUGCUAGUCUCGCUCUUCCUUCCUCCUGUUGUGGUUGUGAUACUUGUAAGUAUGGAUUUUAAUCUUAUAUUUAAUUGAACUCGUGGGAAAAUCUGCAAUCACGUUAGCAUGGCACCUUGACUCCCGCUACAUCAUGCGUGGACAGGGUUGAAUGGUCUGAGAAUACUCACUUAGUUCAGCGUCACAAGCUUUUAUUAAAUUAUAAUUUUUUUUUAAGACAAAUAUAGUUAUUCUUGGAAUGGUCAUUGGAGUGCUAAUAUCCCCAACAACAGAAAAGCGACAAAAGUACACCAGUGACAAGAACUUUAUUAACAAUAUAAGGUAAGAAUUUAAGCGUUUUUGGAAUUCACAAGACUAAAGUGGAAUCAAAACUUAUCUUUCUUGCAAACUCAUCAUAAUAAACUUAGUUAGUGUGGAUUCUCACCACUGGUCUCCAAUAAACACUCAUUUAAUACCUCACCAUUCGGUAAAAGCUGGACUAAGGAACCUGAAGGAUCGCCAAGAAUUACGGACUACAUUCAGUGAAACAUGAACGUCAGUCAAAGACUAAUAUGAACAGCUCUACAUGAAAGGAAGUGGCCUCCUCAGUCUGAAUUUACUGAAAACGAUAUAUUACGUGGGUACCCUUAAUAAAAACGUUUCUACAAAGCGUGCGUUCCCUUUCUUCUUCACAUUGAAAGACAACGUACUACCUUUACGCAACAAACGUGGGGUGCGAGGAACCAUUGUUACCAACAGUGGUGAUCAAGGUUUAGAUAAAUUACGAGUUUGCUCAAAUUCCACUAAAUCUUUGAUCAGUUAGCUCAAAAACGAAUACUAAGUCUAUCUCAUCUCUAGUCCACUGGUGUCAUUUUUUAUUUAUUCAGUGUACGUAAAGUGGCAAUAGGGACGUUUUUUAGAAAUUUUUUUAGUUUUCCUCCAAAUUGUUAACUCCUUUUUAAACGAAGUAAAAGAACACUCGUCUUUUUCCUGUGAAUGAAAUAACGUAACUCUUGCUUUGAUCACUGCUUGACAGGGUGGCACUGAAGGCAUCUCUGCUUCUUCUACCGUUGCUGGGAAUAACUUGGUUGCUGGGUUUCUUACAAGUAAACUCUGACACAGCAGUUAUGUCUUACGCCUUUGUUCUACUUAGCAGCUUCCAGGUAGCAACCAGUAGAGCAUUUGCAUUCAGACACGUAAAUUUCUUGUAUUACUCUUAUAACGCGAAUUUAUCGACAAUUAAGUCAUUUAUGUUCCUUUGCUAACUUUUUGCCUGAUGUCUUUUCAGGGCGUGUACUUCUUUGUCACUAACGUUGUAAUGGAUCAAGAGGUACCGCGUUUGUUUGCUGUGAUGUGACUGUUGUUGGCUUGGUGCCUUUGGAGUUCGUUUAUUGUUUUGUUUGUUCCCUGUUUGUCUGUUCGUGGUUUUAGUUUCGUUAUUUUGAAGAAGAAUGUAAGUCAAUUCGUCAUGACACUUAGUUUUUCUGUUAUAAUUUAGGUGUGCACUACAUUUAAAAAACGGUUUUUAAAGAAACAUUAUUCCUGGAGUUUCUUUCGAUCCUCUUCAACUCCCAGCGUGCAGGACGGUGUCAGACAAGGAGACAUUUUAGCUGCAUCUGUUAAAAGGGUAAGAGUUAGUCGAGAUUAAUUAACUUUUAAACUUAUCAACAUUAUUACUGUAUUUUCAUAAAUUAUAUGUAAGUACAACUUACAACCUAAAUCAGUCGUUAGCAACCUUCAAGGAGAGUAGUCAAUUGUAUUUAUUUCAACAAGCAAAAUUCAGAAUAAAAUUUGGAGCGGUUUGAGUUGGCAGUAUAUUUGUCCUUCUUAGAAAGGUUUGAAGUUGCUAGCGAUUAAUGUUUCAGAAAAAUUCAAGAAAUACGAGGUGCAGUUAAAUAAACUCAAAUAAUUCAUUGUUACCUUUGCUAGUCUCUUUAUCGCCCCUGCGAGUCCUCUUCUGAAUGUUAAACAGAAGUAAAUUUAUUGUGACAAAGCAAUCCUAGUGCGUGCUCUAAAAGAAAUUGUCAACGUUAAUAAGGUCCAGUAGUGCCGGCCAAGGUUUUCAUUACACUUAAGAAAACAGACUUUGGCCAAACUUGGCUUGUAGGUGGUUUCUUUAUUUAGUCAUAUAUCAAUUUAUUCUAAUCGUUGUAUCUUUAGGCUACAGCCUACUCCAAUGAAUCAUUCAGUUCCCGAAAAACCUAUGAAAAAAGGCAAAUGGAAGGAAGAAGGAACGAAAACAGACUUUAUUCGCCCAACAGUGAUAUAAAAGUAGGUAGACCGAGAUUGUACAACCAAUUAACGUUACAUCUACUUCUACCUACAUGAGCUUACAUCGCCUUCUACCACCUCUUCACGGGUUUUACGAAAUAAUGAAGUGUUUAUGGAGCUGUAGCAUUUCAUCAAUAUGCAGCAUACUGACACUUGCCACAGACACAGGGAAUGUCCACCACAAUGCAGUAUCUUUUGCCAGAGAAUGAUUCAUCAUAAAUUUGUGACUUCCGCAAAAUUGCGUCCAAGUUUGUGUUUUCAAAGUGUCUGUGUCAGGAUUUUUUGGGUCAAGAAAGUGGUGCUUAGGGUUUGGCCAAGAGAAAAUAACGAGACAUUACUUUCUCUUGCUUUUACUCAUGCCCCGAAGAGAGGGUUGACUGUCAACAACUUUUGAUAAAAUCAAUAAAAUCUUAACGAGAAUAAUAAUACUGGCCUAAUAUUUUAAUAAUGAUAUUUCCGGGCAUUACAUAUCCAUAACUUGAUAUCGUGAUAACUUUGGAACACUUCAUAGAUAAAUUAUAACAUCUAUAUGAUAUGUAAAUUCACUUACUUUUAAAAUUUGUUCUUUUAUUGCAGAGACAGUGGCAGGAAAUGAAUGAGUACUGAUUCUUCCUCACUCAAGAUUUCUCAUUCCUUAGAUCCCUAGAUAUCUAUAAUUGUCAAUCGUACAGCACUAUGUUGCACAAUUGCGUUAAGGCUUUACUUUGCAGUUUUAACCAUGUUGCUUUCCGUUUAGUCCUAGAAAUUAGGUUUGCCGUCUCUAGUUCAUUUACUCUCUUCCUCUCUCUCUCUCUCUCAAGAUAUAAAGUACACCACUUUUGUAACCUUUUGUCUCUUAAGUGAUAUUUCGUUGAGGAAUGCAGAAAAUGUCGCAUCUAAAGCAUGGAUGGGUGUAUCAAUGUUUUGUUCGUGUUAUGUUAAAAUUUCAAAAGAAUUAACGCACCUUUUUUUUUUUUAUUCACUUUUCAAACGUGAAAUGUAACCUUU